Messenger RNA from Podarcis lilfordi (Lilford's wall lizard), 44397 nucleotides. Lineage: Eukaryota; Metazoa; Chordata; Lepidosauria; Squamata; Lacertidae. The record is from the annotation of a GenBank genome assembly.
GGGGGAGGGAAAGGGGGAGGGGGCAAUCAUGCCGCGGGGGCGGCCUCCAAAACCCGGCGGUAGAGAAAACACCAAAGCAGCCACCGAGUCAGGUAAAAAAUAAAAAAAUAAAAGAGGAGGAGGCGCGGCCGGGCUCAGCAAAAGAGAAAAGCAAGAGCAAAACAAAACGUCUCCGGGCGCCGGGCUGAAUCCCUCACAUCGCUCGCGCAGGGUGAGAAAGGCACCGCGAAACAAUCCGCCGGGCCUCGCAUAUAGUCCCCGGAUAUGGAGGAAGGCGAAGGAGGAAGGCCGGGCCUAUUGUGCGAGGGACUUAGUGUGCGGCCGGCCCUGUGCGGAAUGAUACCGAGCUAACUCCGCGCAGCCGGAGGCGGAGGAGCGCAUGUUGCUACCGCCGCGCGCGCUUAUAAAUCUAUAUAUAGAGGGAGGGAAGGCGAGAUUCUGUCAGAACGGGCGAGGGAAGGGAAGCGGGACGGGGAGCGAGGAGGAGGAGGGCGAGGGCGGCGGGGUUGGGCGGCGGCGUCUCCUCUUCUCCCCGUUUGAGGCGCCCUUUCUAAGGCGAUCGGUGGCGCGGGGGAAAUGGGGGGUUCCCAUAGCGGGGUGGUUUUCCAUCCCGGGGCGAGCGAUGCGCUCUCGAGGCGUCCAUGUGAAGGGACGGGCAUUCCCGCAGCCUCGAGAGGAAUGCGGGCGGCGCCACCUUUGCGGGCGCUCCGCUGCAGCAGAGGCGGCGGUUCCUCUCUCUGGAGCCUUGCUUGAGCAACACCCUGCCUUCGCCCUCCGGUGCUCGGCGACCAUGUCGGAAGGCAGGAAGGCUGCGUGUAGUAGUGGCGGCGCGGGGUCUGCUUUGUGUUCUUCUUCCCAGAGCCCCGAGACCCAGCAAGGUGCAAAAAGGACAGGCUCUGAAAAUGGGAGAAUUCUGAGCCAGGGAUUAGUUCGGAGUACCAGAACUCGGAUGAAGUCUUAACUCUCACACAAACCACUCCGUUCCUGGAUUCCCCAAGCUGACUUCAUUUCAGCAGCCUAGGUAGAAAGGGAAACCCAUUUCGUCCACGCAGUUCCUAGACAAUUGGGGGUCAAAUCCUUGCUGACGCUGCCCACCUCUGCUUUCAAAUCCGUGGAACUUUUGAGGCCCUGGCACUCUUUGUACUCCAGUCCUGAGCCUUUUUAUCCAAAAAAGCAAGGUUAGGGCAUCAUAGGGUACCAUUGCUCUUCUAUUCCAGGUGUUGAUGGCUUGGGGAUUUUUGGACAGUACUUCCUGAGCAGAGGAGGGGGUACUGUUGAUGUUGUGCUUUGUGACCAGGCCACAGAAAUGUUUUGUUUUACUUAACAUCCUAUGGUAGUACCAGAGAUGAUGAACCAAACUGGUGAACCUGUGGCCCUCCUGAUGUUGUUGGACCACAACUCCCAUCCGUUGUGGCAGCAUGGCUACUGGUCAGAGAUGGGAGUUGUACUGCAGAACAUCUGGAGGGCCACAGGUUCACCAGCCUUGGCCUAUCCAUCCUUUGUCCUGAACUUGGUGGAACUUUUUUCUUAGUAGGCAUGAUUAAGAUUACAUUGAAGUAUUACAUUUAGGUAGAUUUUGGAUAUAAAAGACAGGGAAACUAAAUAUAAUAUUUUCUUGCAUCUAUUUUCCUCCCCCACCCCUGCAUCUCAAGCUUAAUUGGCUUUUGUUCUGCUCAUCUUGCCCCAGUUCUCAAACCAUUAAAAAAAAAAAAAACUACUUGAAAGGUAGAGAUCUCUUCUACAGUUGUUGUUUUAAAAAACAAAACCAAAAACCUGACCCAUUACAUAGCUUGCUGGGCACAAUCCCAGCUGGUGAAACAGCAGCAAGUUGGUGGUGGAAAUUUUCUCAGGUUGUGUGUUGUUUCCUGCUUCUAAAUGCCUGCUGUGAGAGUAGGAGGAGCCCAAAUCCAACUGGUGAAAUAGCAGUUGGUGAUGGUUUAGUAGUUCUAUACCCACAUCUGUCUACUGCUCUAAAUUGAUCACUUCCUUCCACGUUCGGUAUUCGACACCUUCCGCAGGUGGGUCCCCAAAAGAAUCACGUCGUGAAGGGACCAAGAAUAAACAAACCAAUGGGCUUAUGAAAUGGAUUCAAAUAAGUUGGUCAAAUUUCAGAGAGGAAAAGUUAAAAACCCAGGCAUACCUAACCAUCUCGUUAUGGCUGUUGUAGAUGAUAGUUGAGGCCUGAUGGAGCUGGUCCUUGGCAGCGGUGAUGAAGAGGCCUUCAAUCUGCUCUUUUAUAGGCUGCUGUACAUUACACUUGUGGGGUAUCUCAUUAAGUUUCCUGUAUUUCUGAAGCAUGUAUUCCUGUAUCCCUGCUUAUAGUCUGAGUGAACUUGUUGCUGUGAGCCGUGAUGGGAGACAUUUCUUCCUUAAAAACACCUCAUGUUAGAGUAGUCACAGAGAUGAAGUGGUGAAAUCACAUUGAGUGCCAGUGUGAUGUAUUGGUUAGAGUACUGGACUAGGACAUAGGAGACUGGGGUUCAAGUCCCCACUAGCCAUGAAGCUCACUGGGUGACCUCGGGCCAGUUACUGUCUCUCAGCCUAACCUACCUCAUAGGGUUGUUCUUAGGAUAAAAUGAGGGUGGGGGAACCAUGUAGAUUGAGCUCCUUUGAAAAAAAGGUGGGCUAGAGAAAUAGAAUGAAUUUAUAUUAGUACCUAGCAGCUCUGGUCUUCUGUACUUCAAGGGGAGACUGCAAAGUUAGUUACACUUCUUUUGGCGGGAAGGCUCCAACCACAAAACAAGUCAGUAUCUUGUUUCAAAAACUAUGAAAGAAGCCUAUAUUCACAUUUUACUUACUGUUUUGGGAGACAGUUUCCUUUUUGAACUUUACACUAUUUUAAGAACUAGUAUUGGUUACAAAACACAAGAUGGACAAAGUGUAAUAUGUACAGGUGCUGAAGUAAACAAAGUGAACAAUGUGCAGUUUUUAAAAAUCAGAACGAAGUUAAUAUCUGUGAGUACAAUCUUGAUACCACAACUUAGCCUAUUGAUUUCACUGGGUUUUUGUAUGCCUAAUUCCGCAAAGGAUCAGGCUGUUAAGAAUCCCUCAACACAAUAAAACAUAAUAAACAUGCAGAUAGUUCUACAAAUUUAGCUUAUUUUUAAUAGUAUUGUAAUUAGCAUUCUGUUGCGUAUUUGGGGUCUUGAGAACGGGAUACAAGUGCCGAGUUGCAAGUACACCUUUCUAUUUAGAUUGUUCACUGAGUCAGCAGUCGUUUAUUAUAUUUUAUAUAACUUCUGAAAUCACUGUGAUUUUACAAGAAUAAAUAAGAGGAUUGCAACCUAUGUAACCUGAAAAGUUUGUUACAAAUUAAAGGGAAAAGAGUAAAGGUUAGCUUGUAUUUUUAAUAUAUGCUUUUGAGAGCUUUAGGCAAUGAAAUAAUUUAUUUUCAAAUUAUGCAUAUUUUUUACAAUAACAAAACUAGAAAAAAAACAUACAAAACUUUGCAAAUGGCAAUGGACAUUUUUGAGCAGCUGUAAAAUAAGCAAUCAGAACAAGUAGCAUGGUUUCAUUAAAAAAAAAGUUUGUUUAUUUUUUAGAUGGUGUUCUAACACUGAAUACAGAGAACAAUAAUUAUACCCAGCAAGUACCAAACAUCCGUAAGUGUGAGAUCUGCUUUCUGUCUUUUUCGAAAGACACACAAUUCCAGCGCCAUAUGAGGGAUCAUGAGCAAAAUGACAAGGUGAGUAUCUCAAUAAAUCUGAGUAGCUCUUGUGACAAAAUGACUGAUGUGGAAUAGGUGCACAAAUCUCCAUUUAAUUUCCUCAUGAAUCAAAUUCCAGGGUUCUUUGUAAACCUAAUUUUGAGGAAGCUUAAUAACAUGGAGCUUUUCUACCUCUUGUCAUAUGCAUAUCCAGGAAGAUAUAAGAUAUAUCACAUUUUGAAAGACUCUAUUCUUGCUUCCAGCUUAGGAAGAAAUGGCUGUAUUUGGGGCAUAACCGCUUGCUCGAGCCACUGAAUAUAUGUCUAUUAAUAAUCUAGGAAACAACAAUAUAAAAAAUCAAGCUUUAUCAAGAUUCCGCCCUGUUUUGUAAUGCCACUGUUUUAGGCAAUACAAAAGAUCUUAAUAUAUUUAAAAUUCUGUUGCACAAAUUAAAAAUCUAGGAUCAUAAUAAGGGAAGAAGUAAAGGAACAGUCAUUUUCCAGUGAAAUGUUUUAGGUUUGUUUUCCUCUCUUAAAGCUGAAAUGUGUAAAGUUCAGUUAUCACUCCAAAAGUGCAUUAUGUGGGGAAAGUUUUAAGGUGUGUUGGCAUAAAUAUGGUUUUCUAAAGACAGCAAAUAAAUGCUGUAAUAAGGUGUGGAAAAGGAAAGGAAGGCCAUUGCAGAGAUUUGAAGUUUCACUGUUUUGGCAGUUGGCACCAUUUCAUUUGGCCUUUGUUACUUGCUUAAGGAGUUUAUAUACUAAACCAGUGAUGUUUUCGUGGUGAUUUACAAUCAUAAUGAUGUGACCUCUGUCUCUUAGAUUUUCUUGUCAAUGGAAUUAUGAAGCUUAAAUAUUGCCUUGAUUUUGUUUUCCACAAACAGCCUCAUCGAUGUGACCAGUGUCCGAUGUCGUUUAAUGUUGAGUUCAACCUUACACUGCAUAAAUGUACCCACAAUGGAGAAGAUCCUACUUGUCCUGUGUGCAACAAAAAAUUCUCUAGAGUGGCUAGUCUUAAAGCUCAUAUUAUGCUUCAUGAAAAGGAAGAGGUGACUAUUAUCUUCAUUUUUGAAGCACAUACACAAUACAAAGAUGUGGAGGGGAGGAGGGAAUUUUUUUUGACUUGCAAAUGGUGUCAUGCUUAAAAAAUUCCACCAAGGAUUUUUUGACGUAUGUGUGACCCUGAUCCCAGAUUGUUACAGUCAAUUUUUCUAUCAGCAAAGGAUUGAAAAUGCUUAAAGUGAUGAAAUGUUAUUAUAAAGUAAUGUAUUUUUAUGCUGUUUUAGAAAAGCAUCAAACCAGUUUACUAUCUUUGCAGAAUCUUAUAUGUUCAGAGUGUGGAGAUGAGUUUACUUUGCAGAGCCAGCUGGCCUUACACAUGGAAGAACACCGUCAAGAAUUGUCUGGAAGCAAAACCCAUAUCUGUAAAACCUGUAAGAAAGAGGUUGAAACAUCUUCCCAACUAAAGGAGCACAUGAAAACUCAUUACAAAAUAAGGUGAGAAUAGCUUAACGACUAAACAACAAGUAGGUUAAAAGCUCAGUAACUUCUCUGGCUGACCCAUCACGCUUGCCUUCCUCAGAAACUCUAGGAUGAACACCCAUAAGCAAAAGUAGGCCAACCAGAUUUCAUGCUGAUAUCUUAACUCGGGUAGCUAUUACCAUGAAACAUCAUCCUUAUGCCUAGGUGAAGUUCCAUGUGAAGCACAACAGUUAGUAAAGCUGACAGGGUUUUGUUAUGCAUCCUUCCUUCGUUAAUUCAAGUGACUUUUCGUAUUGUUGCUUAAACUCUGCUAAACAUGUCCGGAAUAUUUUAUUUCACGCAGAUAAUUCAGGCAUUUUGAUUGGCAAGAAUACUGUGGAGGAAGAUAAAUGAGCAAAAGUAAAAAUUAUGUAGGAAAGCAGAACAUCAAUCAGUAACAGGGAGCUGUUUAUAACUAAUACGCUGACUUAAUUUUAGAUGUUAAGCUGCUUUAGUGCUGCCCACUCAAUCCCACUGUGGAAAUUCUAUACAUACAUUUCUGUUGUGCCUAAGGUGUAGGAUUAUGAAGGAGUGUGUGUACGUGUACUUUUGAAACAAGAAGUAUACAUAUAUAUUUGCGUUUUUAUACUGUGCACAUGACCUAUCUGACAUAUUCCAUGUGUGAGAUGGCAAGCACCCAUCUUAAGUUUUUAUAAGCACUUGUAUUCAUGGUAUUUAUUUAUUUCAUAAAAUUUAUACACCUCUUGAUUGUAAAAAACCUCAAAGCAGUUUACGAAAGAUAAAAUAGUAAUACCAAGAAAAAAACCAGACCAAACUUUUAAAACAUAGAAAAGUUAAAAUACUAAAACAGAUUAAAAUAACCUCAGCUUUCUAAGCAUGUGGGUGGACUUGCCUAAACAAGAAUGUGUUUAGCUGUCACUGAAAAAAGUACAGUGAAGGUGCCUGCAUGAUCACAAUAGGCAAGAAGUUCCAAAGUUUAGGCACUGCCACACGAAAUGAUCAAGUCCAUACAAAUGCGGAACAGGUAUGAUGUGGCUUCUGUAAUAGUGCCAAUGCUGCCAGUUGGAGGUUGUUGAUAGGGCACAUGUGGGGUAAGGCAGUCUCAUAGGUAAACUGCUCCCAAGUUGUUUAUUUUAAAGUUCACGGCUUCAUUAAUCAGGAGAUAGCUGCAGUGUGUAUUUGACAGUAAUCAUCAAGUGCCUACUGGGUUUCCUUUGUUGUCUGUGUUUGAUACGGAUUCAGCUUGGAAAGUUUGUAAUGAAGCCAUAAUUAUGGUUUGCCCUGUACAGUCAUACCUCGGGUUGAAUGCGCUUCGGGUUGAGCGCGUUUGAGUUGCACUCCGCGGCAACCCGGAAGUAACGGAGCGUGUUACUUCCUGGUUUCGCUGCUUACGCAUACGCUCAAAAUGACGUCAUGCGCAGAAGCAGUGAAAAGCGAUGCACGUGUGCGCGCGGAGACGCGCCAUCACUAGUUACGUUUGCUUAUAGAUGCGAACGGGGCUCCGGAACGGAUCCCGUUCGUAUCUAGAGGUGCCACUGUAUUGUUACUGGUAAAGCAUCUACAAUACUGUAUACCUGGCCUUCAUUUCUAAUUCCAAUUCUCUGUAGAACCAGAAUUAGUUGGGAUAAUGAUGGUAAUCUGUUUACCUUUCAAAUGAGGUGAUAACAUUGCAAUUGAAUUCACCAUAAUAUUUAACUACUUAAUAUAUGUCUACAGGGUAUCAAACAGCAGGUCAUACAACAGAAAUAUUGACAGAAGUGGGUUUACAUAUUCAUGUCCACACUGUGGAAAGACUUUCCAGAAACCAAGUCAGUUAACACGGCAUGUUCGAAUACACACAGGUAAGGUGAAUAAAUCUACAGAGAUGUGUAUUUGAAAAUGUGUAUAGACUUCAGAUAACCCAAUGAACACACACUGCUUGCUUUUGCUUCCCUAUAUAAACUUUUUAGUUAAACAGGAGAAUUGAAUUCCUUACAACUGUUGAUGCUAAUUCACAAAAGAAGAUAUGCAGCUGAGUUGGGAGGUUCAGAACAAGCUAUGCCAGCUUAACUCUCUCAUCUUCGGCUCAGCUGGGAUCCAGUGGACUGAGCCCUAGCCGGGCAGAUCUUAAGCUGGUGUAAGCCCUAAAAAAGGGAUGUGAUGGGACCUGAAUUGUGCUGGAUGUUAAGCAGGUUCAGCUCAGUCACAUGACUUGGCAACCUGGUGUAAGUUAAAAAGGGUGGUGUUAACUCAAACAGUAUUUUGAAGGCUUGCUUUCUUGCUACCAGGCAUAAGGUGGCUCAAUUGUCCGGUGGAUCAUUACACUGGUUUAACUUACACUGGCUUGUUUUAUGACAGCUUUUAGUGUAUAGGCUUGCUCAGUGUGAAAUGAGACUUGGGAGCAUAAAUGGCUAUAUGGAUAUACAAAUUAUAUGAAUGGGGUCUGCUUGUAGUAGGUGCCAGUUUUCGUUGAAGUUUUAUUUGGAAAGGAAGCAAUACACAAAAUAUUAGAUGUUCAAGGUUCAGUGUUGUCCUGUGCUAUGUGUACAGCCUGUACAACCUGGGCCAUGUGAACUGACUCAAAUACAUCAAUUUGCUUGUGUCAGGUUUUACUGAAAUAACCUUGCAGUUUCCCACUCAUGUCAUUGAAUGGAAUAAUGAACAGCUGUUUCUGGGUAAACAGCUUGCUCCUGCCUCUUCAAGUUUUGUUGACCUUUUAACUUAAAUUUUCAUCCUCUUUCCCUUGGCGUUUAUUCUCUCAAGCUGGCUUCUGAUGCACAUUGGCAGGCAAGCUUAAUGCAAUCAUUUUAGACCGUAUGGCAUGUAUAUAUUGAAAUUCAGUUUGGAUAAGCUUUAGUUAGUAUUCUGAUCUUUGGUAUGACCCUAACUAUCAAACAUUUUGUCCAUUAAUGUGUAUUAAAUAAUUUUAAUGAAAGUAAAUUUAAUUCUCAGAAAUACAGAAUAAUAGUUUUACAAGGACCCCCUUGUUAUAUGUGAAAUGUAGAAAAUGGCCACAAGAGGUCAGCCUUGGCCCCAAUUUAAGAAUUAACUAUUUCAGUCCCUCUACUACCACCCCAUGAAAUAUACAGUGGUACCUCGCAAGACGAAAAACUCGCAAGACGAAAGAGUUUUUCGUUUUUUGAGUUGCUUCGCAAGACGAAUUUCCCUAUGGACUUGCUUCGCAAGACGAAAAACGAAAACGUCUUGCAAGUUUGUUUCCUUUUCAAUGCAUUCCUAUGGGAAACCGUGCUUCGCAAGACGAAAAAUUCGCAAGACGAAAAAACUCGCAGAACGAAUUAAUUUCGUCUUGCGAGGCACCACUGUACAGUGGUACCUCGGGUUAAGUACUUAAUUCGUUCCGGAGGUCCAUUCUUAACCUGAAACUGUUCUUAACCUGAAGCACCACUUUAGCUAAUGGGGCCUCCUGCUGCCGCCGUGCCACCGGAGCACGAUUUCUGUUCUCAUUCUGAAGCAAAGUUCUUAACCCAAGGUAAUAUUUCUGGGUUAGCAGAGUCUGUAACCUGAAGCGUAUGUAACCCGAGGUACCACUGUAUUCGAUUUUCAGGACUUAAGUAUAUAUUGAGGAGUUUAAAUCAAUGUAAGAGGGAUGCAAGCUCCUACAGCUCACUUUAGAUUGGCUUGAAAAUGACCACAGGUAUUUUGUUGGUUAUGGCUUUUCAAAGCAGUCCCUAUGCAAAUAGUUGGCAAUAGUCUUCUCCAUCAAUUAGCAGACAUUUGGUUUGGUUCCCAAAUCUCAUACUGCAUAUUUGCCUCCACAAAGCACAAGAAAGUACAGAACCUGAGAGAAAUACAUCUGCCCUCAAAAGUCACAAAAGACAGGCAAAGCCCUCCCAGCAUUAAAAAGCCCCAGCCCACCCAAGUGACAAAUAGGCAAGACCCCUAUUGUCUACCCUAAAAGUCACAGACAAGCAAAACUUGCUGAUCCACGCCAAAGUCCACACUAACAAAAAAACCCCCCAAAUGCCUCUCAAAAAGCUACAAACUACUAUCGUCCUUUAAGAAACAAGCAAAACAUCUCCUCAAAAGGCAAAAACCACAUUCACCUCCCCAAACCAUCCCUGCUAACCAAAAAAACAAGCAGGCAACCCACCUCCCACCAAACGGGCAGAACGCUCAAUUCCCCAAACUUAUGAAGUAGCAACAUGGUCACUCCAGCUGCCCUGCUUUCUUCCUUUAUUUGCCGAGAGAAAUGUCUCUGAGACCAAAUGGAGCCUUGAUAUAUGCUCAGUUUGUUUAUUUGCCUUGAAGAGUUCCAUUUUUAGUCAUUUAAGUACUUGGUAAAAUUAUGGAAAUGUAAUCAAGUAUUUCUUAGUUAUGGUUUAAUAGAAGCAUGAGCCCCUCAUUUACUCGGUUCUCCACAGGAUUGUGAGUUAUGUGAUUGACCCUUCCCAUCCUCGUGAGCUUGUUACAGCCCUGCUCCAUACACAGUCCAGCUACAGCCAAUCUGUGUGCAUUGAGUAAUGGAGCUUCGUGCUGUACUGGAUGGAGUGUAUGGAGGACUUCCCAUUGCUACUUCAAGCCCAGCUUUACAGUAGCACUGUGUGUGCAUAUGCAGAUUCUGAAAGCUGAUAUAAGUGUGUCUUGGAAAUCUCCAGGACUGUUCAUGCAGAAAAAGUUGGUGGGGCCAUUCUCUAAAUAAGUACUUUUUAUUGAUGGGCUAAUAAGUAUACAUAGCAAUAUGAUACUUAUUUAUGUAUAGUUGAGAAGGAUGAUCAAACAAAAAAUUACAAUGUUUAGGGGGCUAUUUUGUCUACGAAUGUUUGCUAGAGGAAAAAAUACGGUUUUCCAGUAGAGUAUUGUAAUCAUUGCUCUGUUUUACUGUACUGUUUUACGCCAAAUGAAUUUAGAAAUUGUUACCAAUGAAAACUCAUAUUUCUGUUUUAUGUGUGUGUAUAAAUAUAAUUUUAUUUUUGUUAGGUGAAAGGCCAUUUAAAUGUAGUGAAUGUGGAAAAGCAUUUAAUCAGAAGGGGGCAUUGCAAACCCAUAUGAUUAAACACACCGGUGAAAAACCCCAUGCCUGUGCCUUUUGUCCUGCAGCCUUUUCUCAGAAAGGCAAUCUUCAAUCACAUAUUCAGAGAGUUCAUUCAGAGGUAAAUAGCGCAGCUCAUUUCUGUUAUUGGCUACACACUUUAAAUGGCAACAGGUCCUGAAUUAACAUCUUCAUCUAUAUUCAAUGCCUGCAAUUUCUGAAACAUUCAUUUUAUGGUCUAAUACUAGAUGGAAGAAAAACAUUUGGUUUCUUUUGUUUUCGAUGCAUCUAUAGAUUUCCAUGGAAUUGUAGUAGAUAAUUUUCAGUCAAGUUUUUGACUUCUUUCAUGAAAAGUUCUUGCUUUCUGGGGAAGGGAGGAAAUUUUUCCCCCUUACAUUGUUUUUACACCUGCCCCUUCCCCCUUUUGCCCCUUCAGUGCAGCCACUAACAGCUAUCAUUACUUGCCCCCUUGUCUGUUAGAUUCCAUAUUGUCUUCACAGUCACCCUAUUUUCAUCAACCUCUUCCAGACAGGAGAGGAGAAGGACUUGCUCUGCCUGAUUGCUGAGCAGCCUACUAGGGGGUAUCGUCGUUAGAAAUAUUGGUGGAUGAUAAUAGUGAAGUAGCAGUGAUAAUGGCAAAGUUCAGAAAGGAUAAGAUGAGGAGGUGUUCCAUUGAAAGGGGAUGGAGAUUUAAGCAUGAAAGCUGUACAAAGGGCAGAGGUAGUAUGAGUUCCAAAAAAACCAUCUGUGAAAUGUCACUGGUAAUAGUGCUUGAUAUCAGCUGUAGCAGAAAAAUUUAUAUAGUUCCUUCUGGAGCACACAAAAGCAGUUGUUCACUAAACUAAUACUCCCCUGAUGAAGAGCUAUUUUAGGGCAAAAGUAGAGAUGCUAGCAAUGUUUUCCAUUCUUGGCCUGAAUAUAAGCUUCAGAAGUUUGAAGUUUUUAUCUCAAAGAAGAGCUGAGCAUUGCAAGGUUCCCAAAUCAUUCUCCUUUGACUAAAGGCCAAGUUAGAAAGAAUUCCUUACUUAAAUAGUCACACCUGAACCCUUCUCCACUUUGAAAUUUAAACAAUACUUUACUGUCCAGGGUAGCAGGGUUGGAGCACUCUAGAAGAUCCGAUCUUUUUCCUCUCCCAUGAAGUAGGUUUCCCGUGGUCCUUCAAAAUGUGGUUCUGACUUUAAAAGUUGUAUUGGCUUUGAAAAGAAGCUGAGCUGUUUCCAGUUGUGGGAGUUAAGUAAUUGAGCUUACUUUCUGAGCCACUCUGACACAAGUCUCAUCACUAUUCAAACUUAAUAGGUGUUAUAGAAUGUUGAAUCAUCUUUUUUGUCCUAUUUUGAUUUGAGCUGCCAUCCUCUUUGUGCUACACUUCCCUGCUCCUACCUACCAGGUGGCUCCAUCUCUAAUCUGACACUUUCCUGCUUAUAUUUUAUGACACCCCCCCCAUUUUAAUCACAGCAUUUAUAUGAGGUACUAAUUAAUUUACUUAGUUUCAGCUACCAAACAAGCAAGCCAUUGACAUUGUUAUUCGUGGUUCAAUGAGUUUUCCAUUUUUGGGGUGGAAGAUAGUGUUCAUUUGGUGAGUGGAGAUAAUUAUGACAUGCACAAUGCUUAAUAAUGUGGCUGGGCUUUUUCAGAUCUUUAAUGCCUUGAGUUCAUCUGUAAUGCAAAUUUUACUGCUCUGUCAGCUGGGGAAUAAAACAGGGCUAAGAAGAUACUGGCUAUAGUUUGUUGUGGUUGUAAGUGCAAAGUUUUAAGACUGAGCAUUCCUCUCCUCUUUUGUUCCUAAAGGUGAAGAAUGGCCCUACAUAUAACUGUACCGAAUGUAGUUGUAUCUUCAAAAGUUUAGGCAGCUUAAAUACCCAUAUCAGCAAGAUGCAUAUGAGUAGCACACAGAAUACAACGAGUUCUACUACAGAAACAUCUCCCUUGACAACGGUAACUUUUACAUUCUCAUCUCUUUUGGUAAAGGGAAGCAGGCUCCCAAUGUCUUUGCUCUUUGAGAUAAAUAUUCUGUUUGUGUAUGUGUGAGAUACGUCAUCACACUUCCUAGGUGAGGCAAAAUCCAGCAAGAAUUCUUUCCUUUAGGUCCCUCUGAAAUUAAUGGUUUCGCAACACCACAGUCCUCUUGGGCAAUGCCAAUUCAUUUCACUGAGGCGUGCCUACAGAAUUGCCAAGUGAACUGUGCCAUUGCCUUAAUUUUUCUUUCUUUAAACAGGCGAGUCAUAGAUUCUUGACAAGUAAUUCAUUAAUUCAUUGCCUGGUGUCCAUGUAUUGGGGAUGUGCACUUUUGAUCAUUUAAUCUUGCCUUGUAAAGCUUGCUUCCCCUUCCUCUAGAUUCAUCUGUGUAUAGAAGAUCCAGUACCUUAAGCUUUGUGCAUCUGAUGAAGUAGGCUCUUGACUGUGGAAGCUCACAGUGUUAGCCUUUAGGGAGCUGCAGGAGUCGUUGUCAUUUUGAUACAACAGAUUUAACACAGUUACUCUUUUAAAACAACUUCAAUAUUUUUAUUUUUUUAAAAGGACUAUUUUGACUUUCAGUUAUUGCUGUUUUUCAUUAUUGGAAAAUGUUGGUUUUGUUUGGACCUCACCCUAAACAAUAUUUAAAAUUAAACUAUGGUUUAAACAUGAACAAGUAGCAUACUGGAGCAUGCUGCUCAGUUGUCACUUCUGUGGUCCUCUGCUACUCCUUUUGUGUGCCAAGGAAAGAACAGACUGGAGGUUGGCUUCAUGAUGUACAAACAUAUCACUUGUGGCUUGUUUCUUGCAAACAAACUAAGUGGUAAGCCCCAAACAAACUGGUUUCUGCUUGUGGUUUGGUGAGGAGCAAAUCAUGAUCAUUAUUUCUUAUAUAACACAAAGCUAGGCUGUGGUUUGUUUCCCCUGCCUUCCGGUGUGCUAAAUGAAGGAACAGUGGAGGAGUACAGUAGGGGCUUUUGAGUACCAUGCAUUAUUCUGCUUGUUCGUGUUAAAUCAUAGCUGUGAUUCAAUACAUUGCUCAGACUAUUGUAUUAAAGUCACACAUUGCCUUUCUCUUUAAUAUUCAUGUCAGAUGCAGAAUAUUUCUUCCUUUCUAGCUAAAAUGCACUUCAGGAGAAAUCCUGUGCACUAAAAGCUGGCCCCAAACAAAGCCAGUGCAAAGUUACACCAGAUCCAAACCCCGUUCAGCAGCGGGGCUACUGCUUUGGUUGUACUGAAGCCUGGCAGAGGGAAAUCAGUCCUUUAAGCUAGUGUUCCAUGCUGGUUUUCCAGGUCAUGUGACUGAGCUGAAUGGGCUUAGGAUGCAGCCUAACCCUUCUCUCUGGUCCUGCCCCUGCCACACCCCUUUUAGGGCCUGGUUGAGUCUGAGAUCUGUUGCAUCUUAAGCUGGUCAUUGUGGAUAUUGCCAUAAACUGUCCCCUUAAGGAAACAAAUUUAAAGAAAAAAACAUUGUGAAUUCAAAAAUUUAACAAAACCAAUUUUAUGCAGUAAUGUCCUUGUGGUUAAAAUAAAAGGAAACAGCUAAGUGUAUACUUUAAUUUGAUUAGCCAUUAUCUUGCUUGAGUUUUAAUAGAUUAGUUACCAGCAGUUGCCCUUCUUCAUUUAAGUGCCACUUAUAUCCAGUAAUCAGUUAUAUGCUAAAGAGGAAAAUCAGGAUUUUGUAUCUUAAUUGCUAGAAAAAUAAUACAGCUGAAGUAGCUGUGUAAAUUAAAAAAUGUGAUCUAAGAAUAUGUUUUUCUGUAUAAUUGAAUACUUUUUUUUUUUUAAGCAUUAUGCUUUUUUCCUUGAUCUUAAUUGGCAGUGGCAUUACAACAUUUUAGAUUUGCAUAUUUUAUUUUUGUACAGUUAAUGCUUCUAUUCUUUUUUCAUAGGAUUCUGUGUCUCAGCCUCUGACUUUAGCAACAGUUAAUUUGCUACAGCCUGUUGAUAAUAAAUGGAAGAAUGUGAGUAUUCUAAUUCUUAAUUAAUUGUGUUGCAUUGUUAUGAUAAAACAUAUCUUGCAAAAUUUUCCACAUCUUCAGAUUGUGCUACAGAGUUUAUUACAUCUCCGUAAAACAGUUCAAAGAUGUUGCAAACUACUUAAGAGACUUUAAAGAACUUUAUGCUGUGCAUUUCCGCCUUAGGACCCUAUUUUAAUAAUUUGUAAGGGUAAUUUUUGUUCAGCUUGCAAGAAUGGGGGAUGAUAAUUCAGUGGGAAAAGAAUGUCAUGAUCCUAUUGCCAGGGUUCGCAGAGAGUGCACUUGCAUGGUGCAUGUAGUCACACAAUGAGGGUGAUUCCCUUAUGGAAGGGGGCUGAAUCCAAACCUAAAUAGGUGGCUAAUGCUGUCAGAGCCAGUAUUAUAUGCAGUUUUUUAUUUAUUUACUUUAAAAUGUAUAUACCACACUUUCAUUAAAAUAUAGCAAGGUGGCGUACAACAUGUAAACAAGGCCAUAAUAACAUCAAUAAGUACUUGUCAGUAAAAAAAGAAAGAAAGAAAUGUUGCAAAGUUCUGUCUAAACUGUAUAACUUUUGAAAGACAUCUAAACGAAGACAGAUAACUUCUGCUGAACCUCUACUGGCAAGGAGCAUCACAGAACAGGGCCUGCCACCAAAGGCUCAUAUCCUGGAAAAGGCUCACAGACCUCAGGAAUGUUGGGUGUGUGCAUUGUGGUGGAAUAAGAGGUUGAUGCUCAUGUAAAGUAGCUAAGAUUAUAUAAGAGCAUCUCUGGAAUGGGGCCAGUGUGCUUGGUGUGAAAGUAGAAAAGCAUUGCUAUUGCUAGCUUUUUAAUACUUAUUGACAGGGUGGACUUGAUUUAAAUCAAAUUGAUUUAAAUCACAGUUUAAAUCAAAUUGAUUUAAAUCACAGUUUAAAUCACUAGUCAGUAAGACUUGAUUUAAAUCCCUUUUUUUAUAGAAAGACUCAUUCUUGUUGAUAUAAUCUUAAUAUUUACAACCAGAGAAAGGUUUCGUUUUUGGAAUAAUAAAUUUUUAGAGUAGUUUUUACAGUUAUAUAAAAAAUAACUGAUUUGGUUAUACUGUUAGAAAUACAUAGAUAAUUAUGAAAUUAUUGUGAGGUUUAAUAAGUUAACUUUAUAUUUGGACAACUUUUCUGCUGUAUUUUAUUGGAAGGAGAAAAAUAAUCAUUUCCUUAAUUACAAUUUAAACUAUUUAAAUAAAGCAAUAACAUUAUAGCUUAUAUAUCCAUGUUUGUUAACUGAUGUGGUUAAACGUUUUUUGGUUUUGGUUUUUAAAAAAACUUAGACUGAGUUUUAGCACACAUGAAAAACUUAAAACAAAUCCUUAUUUCUGGAUGAAUAGCCUCUGGACUAUAAUGUAACUUAAAUAGAAAACUAUCUUUAGAAAGAUUUUUCCUCCCAACACAUUUUAUUUUAAAAAUCUGAUUUAAAAAAAAAUAAAUCAUUGAUUUUUAUCCACCCUUCUUAUUGAUAAAUAUUUAAAAAACAGAUGUUCAAAAUAGAUGCAUCUGUCCUCUUUGAAAGUCUUGGACCUUUUUUGUGUGUGUGUCCCCUUACAGAAGGAUAAUUUUAUAAUUUAAAUUAGACCUGUAAAUUGAUAUCUUAUUGCCUCUUUAAUAGUUACUUUAUAUAUAUUUCUGCAAAUAUUUAACCAGUUGGCAGAUAAAUUGGUUCCCAAAGGGGAAGAGCAUGCUAAUAUGAAUGCACAACAGAAAUGAAUGCAGGAUGUUAUUGUUGAAGUACCUUGGAAAUUCUUGGCUUGCAAGUUCUGUUUCAUACUUUUUCAUUAUUCCAGAUAUUGUGUAGUUAGAAAUGAACUGGUCUUUCAGACUUGACGUUUACAUAGGGUAAUAAAUUAAGGCUCAUUAUUCAUUAAUGUACAUCCUUUGGGAGUGGGGGAACCAUAUGUGCAUUUUUCUAGAUAGCCCAAGCUGCUUGAAGUUGAUCAGUAUAUUCAUAGUGGUAGUUGAACUAGAACUUUUGAAAUCUUUUUCAUAAUGACCCAGCUUAUGUCCAGAAAGUAAAUGGUUGAGCCUCCAUAGCUUGAUUUUAAGACAACAAGGUUAUCUGUACAGUCUUAAUUUCAUGUCUUUCAUUAACACAAGUUACAGCCAGAUCAGUAUCAUGCAAAGCUUCAUCCCUCUUAUGGGCAUUUUACAAACUUUCAUUUAUUAUUAAACUAUUUCUGACUGAUAACAGUUUGUUGGAGUAUUUUACUCGGUUGUUGUAUGAUCCAUACUGGUUUUUCAUUGGUUUCUGAAUGCUAUUCAUGAAUGACACUUUUGAAAUACUUGCUCUUAAUAUAGGGAUGACUGUACAAUACAUAAGUAGGCCAGUCCUGUAAGAAACAACAACAAACAGUUACAUUCCAAAUGUUUUGUAUUGUUUAAUUCCUUUACAAAUGACAUUUGUACAUUUAAGACGACAUCUCUUUUGUCAACAGACAGAAAAUCCAGUAACUUCAGUGGCAGGACAUCAAGGUCAGCAGUCUGUAACUGACGUCAUUCAGCAACUGCUUGAGUUGUCAGAGCCAGUGGAAAAUAAUCAGUCUCAGCAACCUGGUCAGCAACUCAGUAUGGCUGUGGGAAUAAACAGAGACAUUUUGCAGGUAGGGUAAAAAACUAUUUUGGAACCCUACCUACUCUUUCCUAAAAUUUUGUAGGCUGGGUGGGGUGUAGGAAACAAUUAUCUUCCCUAUACUGCGUCAAAUCACCUCUAACUUCACCCUGCUAGAUUUUGCUGGGAGCUGAGAAGAGUCACAUGUGGAGAAAAGAGUACUAGAUACAUUAGGCUAUGGGGAGUGGUCCAUGACUGCUUUCAUCCUAACACAGCAAUAAAAGAGUGGAUGGUCCUCCAGUUGUUAGAUUUCAGCUCCCAUCAGUUCCAGCCAGCAUGGUCAAUGACCUGGUAAUGGGAAUUGUAGAUCUACAACAUCUGAAAGGCUUCCCAUCUCUGCCCUAGUGUUUGCCGUGUUUGAUUCCCAGUAGCUGAGGUAAACAUAGAAAAUUACUGCUUGAUGCAAGACUCCUCUGUCCCUAGUGUUGAGCAUUCUUGAGGGAAUGGCAAUAGCAACUGCUAAGUACUUCUUCCAGUGAGCUUCAUUCUCCAUUCUUCGGUGUCCAGAGCUGUCAGCUUUAAUAAAAAAAGAGGUAAAUGUAGGAAUUUUGUUUUUUUAAAAUAGUGGCAUUAUAUGACAAUUUUUCUUUUUAAAAAGCAGUGCUAAUUAAACCUGGUAGAGCUGUAGCUUUUUGUAAACAGAGAAUGUUCCUCUAGUUUAACAAAAUUCCAUUGGGUAAUGGAUUGAAAUUGUUAGGAGUUCUGCUCUGAUUUUCUGAAAGAGAGGGUGCUGCAUUUGUUAGAUUCUAAAUAUUGCUUCUAAUAUAACAAGUGACUGUUGACUUCAGAUUUUUUCCCCCACAAGUAAAAAAAAAAAAAGUUAUCUGAAGACUUCAAAAUAGGUAGUCAAAAUAUAAUUCUUUGUAUAGUUGACUUAUUGCAUUCUUGCCAAAACCUUUGGUCACAUAUUUAUGAAUCAUGCGCUCAGUUUAAUUCAUUAUGUUUGUCUUAGCAAGCCUUGGAAAACAGUGGGCUGUCUUCAAUCCCAGUCUCAACAAAUGCAGACUGCAGUGAAAACAAGACUCCUUCAAGUCAGGAUGAAAUUGCAGAAGUUCAGAAUCAAGUCAACACUAGCAAUCCAGAACCAAUUAAAGAGCAAGAAAAUCCAGAAAAAGUAGAGAAAAAGGAAAAAAGAGUUCUGAAGAAAAAAUCCCAGUUUUUACCUGGUAAUAAUGAAAUUGUUCACUAUACAAUACCAUUUAUUACUGUUUAUCACAUCCAUUUUUCCUUCUUGUCACCAUCCUGUGGAACAGAUACUGGGUCCUUUCAAUUCACUAGGAGUCAGGUUCUUUGAAGACAACUUGGCUGGGGAUUGGACUAGGAUGCAAUUUCUUCUUCCUCAUUGGAGCCAAUAUCUUGUCCUCUUGGAGAAUCGGGUGGAAGAUUAGAUGGGUGAAAAUAUGAGGUUGGGUGUAGUUUACCAGUCUUGUAAACUUAGUCCCCUUCUCCUAGAAGUCCAGGAGGGGUGAGUUGAUCACUUUCUGGGUUCUUGGUCUUCCAGUGUGUACCAGGGACUAACUCCUCAUAACCAGACAGGACUCUAAUCCCAGUAUUCCCAAGACUUGGGCACCCUAACUUUCUGGCUAGGAAAAUUCCAAUCUCCUUUUUUCCAUGAGAAGGUUAGCUAAUUCUUGCACUGUGCAGAACAAAUAACUCUUAAUGUGCUCUUCACAUUGAAGGGAAUGGAUGACAUUCAGGCAUCUAGGUUAAGCAGACAGGAUAUUUAAGAUACCUGGAGUGCAUAAUACCCUAGUUUUAGCAACGAGAGAGUCUACAAUCACAUUUCUCCCCAUUGUAAACUAAAUAUAAUACUCCACCAAACAUCUCUUAGAGGUGUUUACUGUUUAACUCUUAGUCAAGACUGUAUUCCUUGUAGUUAUUAACUCACAGGCUAGUCCUCUGGCCAGACCUUUCCUUAGUUUCUAAAACCAAUUCCCAUUUCCAUCUUACGCUCUAAAACUAAGCAUAUUAAUGGAACUGUUAAAAUCUUACCUGUGCAGGACACAUGCCCUUCAGUCAAUUCCCCUCCGUUUGCCACUUUUGAGGAGAGUUAUGACACCUUAAACAAACUAUCUUACCCAUGAAAAAACAGUGCUACCUGAAUAUUCUACUCUUUCCAAAUAUAUUAAACAUCUUCUCUUAAUACAUUUUCCCAAUAGAAUUUAUUUAGGGCAGUUGAUCACUGUAUCCAAUCUAGUUCCAUUUAUUUCCUCUUGCUUGUUUUGCUUUAUUUUAAUCUAAUAUUAUGAUUAAAGCUAGUUUCUUGUACUUAAAAUUUUGUUUAAAUCUGAGAAGAGCCAUGACUAAAGGGAAAUGGAAGAUGUCUUCACUUUGUUUACCAUAAUUUAAUACUGAGUCUCCUUUUCAAAUUCUGACUUCUCUUUCUGAGACUGUUGUAUUAAUAGUAUUUCAAGUUGUAAAAUAUGUACUUCUAUGAUCUCCUCUAAAAUUAUAUUUCAGGUACAAUACGUGAGGAAAAUGGAAUACGAUGGCAUAUUUGUCCAUAUUGUUCUAAAGAAUUUAAAAAGCCCAGUGAUCUAGUGAGACACAUCCGCAUUCACACACAUGAAAAGCCAUUCAAAUGUCCACAGUGUUUCCGGGCCUUUGCUGUGAAGAGCACCCUCACAGCACACAUUAAAACACAUACCGGCAUUAAGGCUUUUAAGUGCCAGUACUGUAUGAAGAGCUUUUCUACCUCAGGGAGUUUAAAAGUGCAUAUUCGCUUACAUACAGGUAAGCUGUGACAUUUAUCUUUUUGUAAUACUGAGAGAACUUCCUUAAGAAUAGGAAGUUACUGAAAGUUGCUUAUGUGCCUUUUACAUGCAGGACAUUUUAUCUGAUUAAUUUGCAAGAAUCUGAAAAUAUUUUUUCCCAAGUUGUUGUUUUUUUACAGUUUUAAUCAGUAAUAUGAAAAACUUCAAAUAUUUUCGACUUCCAGGUUUGUUUGAAAUCUUGCCAAGUUCUCACUUUAGCAAGGAAUGUAAAAAAAAAAAAAAAUGUCUGGAGCUUCAUCUGCAUGUCUAUUUUAACCAAAGCAGGGCGAGGCAGUGAAAUUGUAUUGACUCAACCCACAUUGCCUUCAUGCACUGUUCAUAAUAUUUUACAGAAGAGUUGCCAUGUUAUUCUUUUGCAGAAAAUACAACAGAACUUUGUUUUUGCUUAUCCUCUAAUUUACUAGUCCUUAAGAUGCCAUAAAAGUAAAACUCUUCAUUGGUUGUGGCUGUAAUAUGUAACUGAUGCUCAGGCGAUUUUCACCUUAAGUUUCACAUGUAUUAGCCCAAUAAUGCAUGAUCCUUAAAUGACAAAAUUGGGACUAUAAAUUGACUUUAUGUAUGGAUAACAUGUGGUAGAAAGACAGAUGGAUGGAUGAAAUUUUGGUGUUCCACCACAGAUUGGUUAUACUUACUUUUGUCAGUGUUUGACUGGGACAGUAGUUGACUUUAAGAUGUGAUUUGAAUAAUCAUCCUGUAACAUGUGCAAUAUUAUUUAAAUGUGGAUAUUACCAGUGCUGUACUAUGUUGCUUUUGGAUGUGUAUUGCCACCCACGGUCAGGUGUAACUCAUCUCAUUUAGCUAUGUUUAGGUAGAGCUGGAUUGGGUAGUAAAUGUUUUGGAGCAUGGAAGAGGAGCAGGAAGAAGUGUGCAAGUCCAAAUAUUUCAUAUGAACUCAGUGUCCUACGCUGGUAGGACAUCAUUAUCUCACAGACUUUAUUUCGCACAGACUUUAUCGCACAGACAUAUUUCACAUGCUGAAUUAUGUAUAGAGGCUGUAAAGGGGAAAGUUUCUAGAUGAGGUCAAGAAAUACAUUUACCCUUUUGUCUUGCUUUCGAAGCUGUAGAAUAUUAAAGACAUAAUACGCUAUUCUUUUUUUAGGUAUUAGACCUUUUGCUUGCCCACACUGUGAUAAAAAGUUCCGAACUUCUGGUCACAGAAAGACACACAUUGCCUCUCAUUUUAAACACACGGAACUAAGAAAGAUGCGGCAUCACCGUAAACCUGCAAAGUUUCGUACAGGAAAGACAAGUGUUCCAGUACCUGAUAUCCCUUUGCAAGAACCUAUACUCAUCACGGAUUUAGGUAAAGUGUGCACAGUAUGCUUUGCUUGCAUAAAGUCUUACUAUUUAUUUUUAGAAUAAAACUAAAUACCAGGAUUCCCAGUUGACCAAAGAGAUGCCUGAGGAAAAUGCUUGUUGAUUGCGUUUUGAUGGUCAUUACUGUGAAAGCUGUUAUGUAGUUAGGCAUGUAGCUUACUUUGUAGUCCUCUGAGCCAUUGAUUCGGUUAAAGAGACAUUUUGGAUAGAGCACAGUGUCUGCUGCAGUAAUGCAGUUAUCAUGACUUGCAGCAUUACACUUAUAACACAAGCUCAGUAUGUGGUUCAUGGAACAAAUCAGAUUCGUAUGCCUGUAAUUGUGUGAAAAGUUGAAAGAUGAUACGUGGUAUACAAGCAAAGAAAUAUUCUACAUUUUCAGCAUAAUUGUUCUCAGACUGUUGGUCACCUGAGAUUUUAAAUAGCAUAGUGUAAAUAACUACCAGGUCUUUCAUUUGGGAGCAAGAAUAUGGCUGUAUUUGGACAAUCAGGAUCUUGGCUUAAUAUGCUGAGAUAGGUACAAAGGUCAGGCACCUGCAUGCAACUAUGUUACUCCUCCCUUCUUAUAAACACGUAAUCAUGCCAGGAAGCCUCAGUUAACCAGAGCUUCUCAUUGCAUUCAGACUGGGAAUUAUGGUUAAUUACUUCUAAGCAAGCCAGAACACGAAGCCAUGAUUUAAAGAUGGCUUCAGUAUUCUGGCUGUUUUGGAAGCCCUUAACCAUAGGAAGUGUGGUUCCUGACAUGCUUCACCAUUCAUGUGAAGAGCAAAGCAGUUGUGGGCGGCUGAGGUUUGUCCAUUUCUCAGUUUCUUAAGCUAAGAGCAUGACAAUUUGAAAACAGCUGCUGUUAGGUGUUACAAUUGUUUUAGUAUUUGAAACUGUCUCAGUUUGAUCCGUCUUUUUCUUUCCUUCUCUAUACAGGUCUUAUCCAGCCAAUCCCAAGAAAUAGCCAGUUCUUCCAAAAUUACUUCAAUAAUAAUUUUGUGAAUGAAGCGGAUAGGCCAUAUAAAUGUUAUUACUGUCAUAGAGCAUAUAAAAAGUCUUGCCAUCUUAAACAGCAUAUACGGUAAAUUCCAGAGCAAAGAUGUGGGUGGCUGAGAGAAUGUUCUAAAAAUUAAAGAACAGGAAACAGUUCUUUCUCUGUAUUCUCACAUCUGUCCCGUGCUGCUAUACUGCCAAUAUACUUGCUGUUUCACCUUCGUUCCAAAGGCAUAGAACAUUAAGGUUUAGAAAGCACAAAAUUCAGAUCUGCGGGAGAGUGUAAUUUUUUUUCUUUGUGAGAUUAAGAGGGAAUCUUCACUUCCCUAAAUAGUGCUGACUUUGUCCUGCGAAGAGUGAGGUGCCCUGUAUACCCAAAUUAGAUAAAUAUAUUAAAAUAAAUAGAUGGUAUAAUAAUGUAAUUAUUGCAUCAUAUAAUUUUAUUGUACGCUGGUGCUCAGCACCCCUAAGUUUAGAUCCCCCCAAAUCAUGAUGCAUUAUGCCUAUCUUAUUCCACCCUACUCCCUUUGAAUGACUGAUUCUUCCUUAACAAUCAGCAGUAAUGAUAAAAUAAUUUAUAAAAGUACAGCAUCAUGUUUAUAACUUGGGCUAGGUAGUAAUAAAUUUAUGGGUUCAACCCUGUAACUGGAAAUAAUUAUAGCUGUAGAAUAAAUAAUUACUUUUAGGUUUAUAUAUUAAAAAAAACCAGUUAUAAUGUAAUUUAGUAUGACUAUAUACUAAUAACAAACUCAUUCUCCAAGUACUUAUUUGUAUGUGGCUAUAUUGGCACCAUCUACGCAUAGUAGGAACAUACUAGUAGGAUUGGGGGAACCCAGAGCUUUACAGAAGCAUGUGCACAUGCACACACCCUUCAGAAAAAAAUCUGUAAGGGAGAGAAGAGACAUCAAAACAGUUAAGUGAGGACCAAACAUGUUCAGUGGGCACAAAACGCUGGCUGAUGCUUUGUGGGGGAAGGCGGAGGAGGCGGGUUGGAAUGGCUUGAAACUUGGAACAGCAGCAUUUCAUUCAGCAGCAUUUUGUUGUAGGUCCUACUGUGAACGUAUAAUAAAAUACUUACAAAUCAGUUUUGCUGACUUGGGAACAGUUAUAUGAGCGCCCCUCUUCCACCUGAUCAUUAAUAAUCUUGAACUUGAACAUUUGCUCUUCCUUCCGUCACACUUUGGCAUUUAUUUAUUUUUUAAGAUCACAUACUGGUGAGAAACCAUUCAAAUGUUCUCAGUGUGGAAGAGGCUUUGUGUCUGCUGGAGUAUUGAAAGCACAUAUCCGAACACACACAGGAUUAAAAGCUUUCAAGUGUCUAAUAUGCAACGGGGCUUUCACAACUGGCGGGAGUCUAAGGAGGCAUAUGGGCAUCCAUAAUGACCUUCGACCAUAUAUGUGCCCAUAUUGUCAGAAAACGUUCAAAACCUCAUUAAACUGCAAAAAACACAUGAAAACUCACAGGUACGUGCGUUUUAACUGUAUGCUUUCUACGAGCACUUGAUCUUGUAUUGCUACUGUCUGCUUGGGCAGCCAACCUUUUCAGUUUGGGAAUUUUAAGGGGUCUUCUCAGUGUGCCAAUAAUGAAUUUUUUUUUUUAACAAUAAUAUUUAUUAGUUUUCAAUAGACAUAAUAGAAAGGAUAUACAACCACACAACAAAAUAGCAACAACAACAGUAUAGAAAUUAAAAAAAACAAAGAAGAAUAACAGACUUGACAUGCCAAUAAUGAAUUUCUAGCCAACUUCUGAAUGAGUGAUUAGGGCUGGCAUGGUGUCAGCAUUUGGCUUGGUCAUGCAAGGGUCAGGGCCCCAGCAGUUACACAUUGGUACUACUUUUAAAAAACAUGUUCAAGGCCUAUCACUGGGUAGGGAAGCACUAGGCUGGACAGCUGUAGCAUCUCCCUUUGUCCAGUGCUUGGUCCUGUCUCCAGUUGUGUUAUUUUGCAAUCUUAUAUUGGGGCACAGAGGACCCUUAACAGAUGUAUUUUUGGGGGUGGUGGAGUAGGAAAAUGUAGCUAUGUUGAGUCUGGGACUUCUCCACGUAGUGUGGGACCCAUCUCAAUGUUCAGCUAACAGAGUCAGUGCCACCAGUUGUCCUUGCAGCUCACUGUUUGGACAGCAACAUGGUGCCCAUUUUGUAAGUAAUAUUUUGUUGCAGGUGAACAGAAUGGAAAUUUGCUAUGAUUGAAGGCAGAUAGGAAGGUAGUCAAAUGCAAACUAAGUUAUUUUGUUAUCCUGAGGUUUUUUAGAUAUACACAGUUAAAAGACGCUCCUACCGUCAACCUCAUAUUUUGUUAGUGCAGUAGAACUGUCGUCUUUCUCUUUCAGGUAUGAGCUUGCACAACAGCUGCAACAGCACCAGCAAGCUGCUUCAAUUGAUGAUACAACAGUAGAUCAGCAGAGCAUUCAUGUUUCUACUCAAAUGCAAGUUGAGAUUGAAAGUGAAGAGCUGCAGCAAACUGAAGCUGUCACAACAGAUCAAGAAACUAUUUUAGAUUUGGACCAGCAGCAGGUUGUGGACUCGGAGGAAACUGAACUGAGGCCACAGUUGACUGAUCAACCACUUGGUCAAGAGGAAGGUAAAUGUAGUAGAAAAGAUUGGUAAAUAAGUCAGUUUAAAGGGAAGUUUGUUUAGCAGCUGUCCUUAAAUGUUAUGAUUAGGCUUAAUGAACCUGAUUUUUUUGUGUGAGUCUACUGUGCAAAGCUGCAGCAGUAGCUGAGUGGUAAUAUGAAUGGUCUUAUUAAUGCAUCAUUUAUUGGGGACAAAUCUCAACUCAGUAUGAGUUUCAGGCUUUCUGUGAACCUUCCUUUCAUUGCAGAAAGAAAGUCACAUUAGACCCAUGCUGCAGCUCGUUCAGUGAACAUGAUUGGUAUUAGAAACAGAUGUGACAGCUAGAAGCUAAAUGAUACCUUAAACCUGGGUUAUAGGUACCACAACAGAGUGCCUAGGCAUGCUUUUUUAUAACAAGAAUACAAAGCUGAAAAUUAAUGGACUGCAGUAAAAUCUUAUGUUCAUUUUUCACAUUUCAUUUCAUUUCCAGAUAGAUUUGUGACAUCCCAACAUGCACUGCAAGAAAAUAUGAAUCAGUUUGAGCAGCAGACUAUAGCACAGCAAUCAUUUGAUCAGCAAGCAUUAUCACAAGGUUAGUAAAUGUCUAAAUAAUACUUUUCAAAGUGACCUAUGAGUAUGCUUUUGCAAUGUUUGAAAGCUUCAACAGCAUUCAGCUGCACAGUGACUGCAAUUCCAGAACGUCGCCACAUCUACAGAAAAAGGUUGGUGCUUGUGAAACUGAUCGAGUGGAGUUUCAGAGCCAAUCUAAUUUGUGAAACUACAGGUUUAAUUAUUUUCAUUUAGGAAAGUUUUCUUUUUUAUCGUAAAGUAUUCAUCUCAUAGAAAUGUAAGGUAUUAAGUAAUGCUAGACAAAGCAUGGUUUAAAAUCUGUAUUGUACAAGAUUUCUAUUUUACUUGGAAUGCUCUCUACAGAUUUCCUAUUCUUUGAAGGUUAUUUGAUGUUCCUGGAGCCAUUCAGAAAUUUUAAAUCUCAGGUAGGUUUAUAUAGAAACAUGUGUUUAACUUGAUGGACCCUCUCUCUUUGUCUACAUAUGUGCUUCAUUGUUCUUAGUUGUUUUUUUACUCGGAAGAUAGGAAAAUGAAAGUCUGAUAUUAUAGUUGCAUUGUCCUUCCAUGAUGAUAGUUCCCCUGCUGUCAGGGAGAAGGAGGGUCUUGGGGAAGGAGAACAUCACUCUGAGAAAAGGGAAACAACUCCUUAGGAAGGGACUCAUUCUUUGGGGGAUGAGCAGCUAUCCUCUUGUGCUGAGGAUAUUUCUCUGGGGGGUGGGGUGGAGGGAUCCUGGCGGUGGGCAAUUUGAUCAUUAGGAACAUAUACCUAUCCCCUAGAUUGCCUGGUAGAUAGUUCUGAAAUGGAGUCAGUGGUUGUGAUACAUGGUGGUUUCUUUCAAAAAAUGGAAGUCUUGUCUAAAUGAUGAGAACAAAAAGGAAUAUAAACUUUGGCAAAAGAGGUGCAAGUGUAAGGGAUGCUUAAAAAAAGAAUUUGAGGAACACCUUGCUAAGAACAUUGAGACCAACAUCAAGUACUGUAGUUCUUUAAAAUAAAUUUUAAAGUGUUCUCCUUCUGAUUUCUCUUGUCUUGUGAUUACGGAUGUCAGAUUUAUGUCCAUUUAUCCUUUGGCGUAAGGUUUGGCCUGUUUGUCCAAUAUAGACAGCUGAAGAGCACUGCUGGCGUUUGAUGGCGUACACUAUGUUAGAAGAUUAGAAGAUGAGCCAUUAAGUAGGCCUGAGAUGGUAUGCUUGAUGUUGUUGGGGCCGGUAAUGGUACUACCCAGGUGUAUGUGGCAACAAAGUUGGCAUCUGGGUUUAUUGCAGGCUCUGGUACCAGUUUCCAUGUUAAGUUUGGUUGCUGUAUUAUUGUGGGUGAGGAGGAAUUUAAGAUUGGGUGGCUGUCUGUAGGCUAUGAAAGGUCUUCCUCCCAGAGCUUGAGACAGAGACUUCAGUCUCCCAGGACAUUCAAUACAAGAUCUCAAAGUGGCUGUCUUAUUACAAAAGAAUUUCAGGAAUAGAUUUGAAAGAGAAGUUGCUGAAUUACAACUUAUCACUAAACUGAAAAUAUGGAGAGACCUGGUCUGAACAGCAAUAUUGGAUUCGUAUCCCAUUACACAGGCUAAAACGAUUCUUGGUCCUUUACGUACUGUCCCUUUAAAAAAAUCUCUUGGUUUUUCUUUUUCUUGUGGGACUAACUGUCACUAACGGUCACUAACAGACUUACCAUACCCAUUAGCCAAUCACCCAUUCCCUAUCCUCCCUCUCAUUAUAUAUAGGGGUCUGAUGACUUCUGUUUCAGUGUAUCUGAAGAAGUGUGCAUGCACACGAAAGCUUAUACCUAAAACUACUCAGUUGAUCUCUAAGGUGCUACAUUAUAAUUUUUAAAUUCUUUUGGAAGGAUUCUUUUAAAGUAAGUAAGUAAAUUUUUAUUUAUACCCCGCCCUCCCCGGCCAAGACUGGGCUCAGGGUGGCUAACAUCAAAUAUCAAAUACAUUAAAACACUAUUAAACAAUUGAUUAAAAUACAGCUUAAAAAUUAGAAUCAGGAUAAAAUUAAAUGAUUGCCCACGAAUUACAACCAUAGGGGUUGGGACUUUUUUGAAGACUUGAUUCUUUUAAGGGAGUUUUUUGGUUUUUAAGAAGAGUCUUUAUAACUCAUUUCUUCCCAUGAAAGAAGAGAAGCAGUAGAUUCAGUUAAACUUCUUGUUUUUUUCAAUGUGAAGUGCUGGUAUAACAUAAAUUUUAUGAGAGAGCAAAUAACUUCAUUUUGAAGAGGCACAAAUAUAGUGGAAUAGGAAUUAGUUUGGGAUAAUGUGUAUGUUGUUAUUGUUUGUACUGAGUCUUACAUUUUUUGUGAAACCAGUGUAGAUAAAGGAAGCUGGGUCAACCUGUUAGACACAUGUACACAUAACAUUAAAUUCAGAAUCUGAAUGGCUCUGAGCUAAUUGAAACUUUUUAAGGAAACUUCAAAUUGUGUUCUGUGGAGAACAUAGUUGAAAAGAAGGCAAACUUGGGGGUAAGUAUUGCUGUGCCUGUUUAUUGGAUGCCAAUAAAGUUUCUUUUUUUGCUGUUUUCUUGUAGAUGAAAAGGAAAUUAUUAUUGUCUUUCCAUAAGUUACCAUUGUUUUGUUCUUUUUUAGCUAUGGUUUAAUCCUACUGGCUUAUGUCUCAGCAACACCUAGGAUUAAGCUCUACAAAUUCCAUAUCAUUUUGGUACCACUAUCAUGACUCAAAAUCCCUGACCUUCCAUGGCAAGGAGGACAGGAAUUUUAGGAUCUAUUAAUUUGCAAAGGCAUGUUCAAUCUAUGAUUUAAAAAUCUAUGGAUCUAUGAUUAAAAUUGGUACAAGGUUUUCCUUACAUCCCUUCUUGCUAGGUGAAUCGUACUGUUGAGCUGUUACAGUUUGCAGAAAGUGAGUUGCUUGCAUUGUAAUGGAUGAGUGUGAGUUAUGUACUGUAUAAUAAUAAUAAUAAUAAUAAUAAUUAAUAAAUAAAUUGUUCUUUAUUAAAUUUGUAUAGCACCCUGUACCUGCAGGUCUCAGGAUGCUUCACAGGAUAAAAUCACACUAUAAAAACACAAAAUACAUAAUAAAAAACAAAAACAAUCCAAUAACCUCACGCCUAAUAAAGCUUUCUCAUUUGUCUUUUGGUAGGUUUUACUGUUAAUGAUGGCUACAGUCAGCAAAAUCAAUUUCCAGCAGUACAGCAGCUUCAAGAUUCAAGCACCCUUGAAUCCCAAGCUCUUUCAACAAGCUACCACCAACCAAAUCUACUUCAGGUUCCUGCACCAGAUGCUAUUAAUGUAGUAAGUAUUUACUUGAAAGGUUUGUAGUGGUUUUUUUUAGCUUUGUGGAACUUGCAUUCUUAGGUCAGAUAUUGCUACUUCAGAGAGAAGAGCUGUACCUCUUCACCAACUGAACAUUUUGCAUCCCCACAAUGACCUGUAAUGCCCAGGACAUUUGGGGGAAAUGGAAAUGGUGACUAGACCUUUGAGACGUCAGCUGUUCUAUAGUCACCACAUGUAACAGUAAAAUAGAGUUAAAAAGAAGACGAAUAAAGAAUCUGUCACCUUUGCUAAAGACAAGCUUCCUUUAGGAGUAGGCCAUUUUAUUGCCACACAACUCUACUGGGUUAAAUGUAGAGUUUAGCCAUCCUUGUUACAUGUUUAGGUGAGUUGAUUUUAAUAUUGUAUUGACAACUGAAAAAUUAAUAUUUGCUUCCCAGACCACCCGCCUGAUUCAAGAUCAGUCACAAGAACUUGAGCUGCAUCCUCAACGCUCUCAGUUUCUGGAAGAUAAUGAAGAUCAAAGCAAGCGUUCUUACAGGUUUUUUGAACUUCACAUUUGGCCAUUCUUAUGUAGCUGUUGAAAGGAAAAGUCCACUCUCUUACUGAACACAGUGGGACUUACUUCUGAGUAAACACAGAUUUGCAAAUUGGUUUAUGGGCUGAAUAUAUGUCACUGGGAAACAUUUAAGUCGUAAAUUCAUGAACUACAAUUCUGUAUAAUAUCAUUUGUUGCUAGCAGUAAACCAGGAAGCAAUGACAUGUCAUAUUUAUUUACAGGCCAUCAUCAAAGUUGACUUUUCAUUUCAUUCCAACUGAACUUCCAUUUUUGUAGGUGUGAAUAUUGCAACAAGGGUUUCAAGAAAUCCAGCCACUUGAAGCAGCAUGUACGUUCUCACACUGGAGAAAAGCCUUAUAAAUGCCAGUUGUGUGGACGAGGAUUUGUUUCUUCUGGAGUUCUUAAAUCUCACGAGAAGACACAUACAGGUGAUAAAGCAGUAGUAAUAUUUGGUUCUUUUGCUAGUCAUUUUAAGCCUUGUAAUUCUCCUGUGUCCAAAAGAAGAGCAUGUCAGUGUAAGAAUUUCCUUGCUGAAUUAAACCAAAGGUCAUGUAGUCUGGCUUUCUGUUCUCAACAGUGGCUGCUGAGCAGUCCAAAGCAAAGCAUAUAAGUCAUUGCCAUCUCCAGAAUUCAAAGUAUACUGCCUCUGAUAUGGAGAUCCCAUUCAUUUGACAUGGGUAAUGGUUAUUGGUAGAAGAGCCUUUUAAAAUGGUCUAAAUUAGAGCAUAUGGUGUGGUGUUUAAAAUGCUGGACUAAAAAUGGGGAGAAUCCAUUUCAUUCCCCACUCAGCUAUAAAACUGUUUCCUUGAUUUUGUGCCAGUCACUGUUUCUACUCCUUGGAGGAAGAGUGGGAUAAAAAUGUCAAAUAACAAAUUGAAAGCAAGUCGCUGCUUUGUUCUUGGAAUUGCACCUUAAAUCUGACUCAUUGUUGAACAUUUUCUGUUAGAUCACCAGAAAGCCUAUUUGUCCUUUUUUCUUCAGGAGUUAAAGCAUUCAGUUGCAGCAUUUGCAAUACAUCCUUUACUACUAAUGGAAGCCUUACUAGACAUAUGGCAACUCACAUGAGCAUGAAACCAUACAAGUGCCUAUUUUGUGAUGAAAGUUUCAGAACUACUGUUCACUGCAAGAAGCACAUGAAAAAGCAUCAAACUGUGUCUUCAGCGGCAGCAUCAGGUGGAGAAACAGCAGGAGGAGGUGAGUUUUUUUCCCCAUAUGCAUGAAUAAUCACUUUGAUAUUUAAACAGUGUGAUGUUCACGGAGGUUGUUUGAUUAUUUUAAUGGGCCUCUAAAAGUAUUCUAUAACAUGUUAUUGUUUCUCUAUUGAAAUAUGCAGAAGAUGAUGAUGAGACCUCUGAAAGAACAUCUUCUAGAAAAUCUAGACCUGGUGUUAUCACUUUCACAGAGGAAGAAACAGCAGAACUUGCAAAAAUCAGGCCACAAGAAAGCGCAACUGUUUCUGAAAAAGUUCUUGUCCAAUCUGCUGCAGAAAAGGACAGAAUUAGUGAAAUCAAAGACAAGCAAGCAGAAAUGGAAGCCGAGCCAAAAUAUGCCAACUGUUGUACUUACUGUCCAAAAAGCUUUAAAAAACCUAGUGAUUUAGUCAGGUAAGAAGACCUGCCACCCCAAAGCUAAAGAAUACACACGAAGCACAUUAUUUUUGCGGCUCGGUUUUAAUUAUUUAGACCACAGUCUAAACAAUUCCACCAUUUAUUGCAUGCCAAGUUGUUUAUUAACUGAUUUCUUAGUAGCAGCUGUUCAUAUCACAUUGGAUCUACUUCUGAAAUGUGGAGGAGUUUCAAAUGUAGCUUGCAAUGUGGAAUGGGAGGCAGCAGUUCAAAUUAAAAAUGUCUGAAGUCCUACUCAUAGGACUUUCGCAGUGAUGGUGCCCUGUUUCUGGAAUGCCCUCCCUAAAAAGGUCCACCUGGUACCUGCAUUACAGUUUUUUCAGCACAAGUUAAUACAUUUUAAUUUGUUAUCUUUCAUUAUGGUUGCUGAUGUUAGUGUUUAAUUGUAAUGGGUUUCAAAUAGCUUAUUUUCUAUAUAGUUGUAUACCACUCUGGUAUCUGAUAUGAUGAGGGGUGGUAUAGGAAUGUUUUAAAUAAAUUAAAGUGGUCCCUAGAUUGCAGCCAUUUUAUGAAAAGCUUGUUAAAUGAAAAUCUGUGGCUUAGUAGCUCCAGGUAUAAUUGGACUUGGAAAAUGUUUCCAAACAUGGUUUUUUCGACUUGCUUAGCAAACCACAUUUCAAUGCUCCUCAAUUUUUUUAGACCUAGAUGUUUUAAUUGCUUUGUAAACAUUGGUGUUGGCCAGCAGACAUUGAUAAACAUACAGUAUUAGCAUAAGCAUAUAGUAAUUGAAGAACAACUAUUUUUGACUAGGCAUGUGCGUAUCCAUACGGGAGAAAAACCAUAUAAAUGUGAUGAAUGCGGAAAGAGUUUUACUGUAAAGUCUACUCUGGAUUGCCAUGUAAAAACACACACAGGUAAGCAAGAUGUUUUAUAAUUCCAACUCUCUAAUGAAAUGUGCAGGUGAAAAAACCCCCAGGAACAUCAAAACACUUGAAUUUUUUAGGAUGAUAAUCUGGCUGGGAUGUUUGGGUUUUUAAUGGAAUAUUACAGCAGUGGGUGGUUGUUGUUUUUAGUGUUGAAGGGUGCUUCCAGAUGGAGGUUUAUUGUGGAACAGGUGCUGCUAAUGCAUGUUAGCUUUUCUCACUGUCCACCUGAUGUCAUUGUCAUCAAAAUGGCAGCCUGUACUUAAAAAAAUAUGAAUCAGAUAUAUUUUUUUACUGUGGAAAAUCCAUUGAGGAAAAAUAACCCAUUAUACAUAUGCAGCCAUCACUAGUGUGGAACUGCCAUUUCCCCUCCCCAGACAGUAUGUGCAUGCGUAUUUCUAGCAGUUUGCCACACACUGAAAGCAUGCUGCAAUUUCAGCAAGCCAGGUGGAGCUGUUUUCUUGAAAUCACUGCAUUUGUGGGAGAUGACUUUGGAUACUGUGAUCACAGUACAUACUGAAUUAUUUUUAUUUAUUUAUGUGGAGCUCUUAUCAGCUGACUAUCAGGCUUGUGCAAAACUUUUGUAUUAAACACUUGCUACAGCUGUUCAUAUUUUAAACCAUAAGUUCAGGGACACCCUACAUUGAAAUAUAUGUCCUUGCUCAUUGUCUCACUUUCUGCGUGGAAAGUGGAUUGGGAACGGAAGACAGGAACAUGUAGGGACACAAUUUUCUGACACAAUGUUUGACAGCGGCCUCCUCUGUACACGCUCAACAGAAUUGCAGUGGGUCAUAGCUGUAAAGAGAUUAGGAUCUUUAUUUUCAACUGACAUCAGACUGUUUUCUUACUCUCCAGGUCAAAAGCUCUUCAGUUGUCACGUAUGCAGCAAUUCUUUUUCUACAAAAGGUAGUCUGAAAGUGCAUAUGCGCUUACAUACUGGAGCAAAACCCUUUAAAUGCCCUCACUGUGACUUGAGGUUUCGAACUUCUGGACGGAGGAAGACCCACAUACAGUGUCACUUUAAACCAGAGGCCAAGAAGGCCAGGAAGCCUGCGCCUCGCACUCCGGCUGAGGGACUACAGCCAGUAAACCUUCUUAAUUCAUCCUCAACAGAUCCCAAUGUUUUCAUCAUGAAUAAUUCUGUUCUGACAGGCCAGUUUGACCAAAAUUUGCUUCCACAAGGUCUCGUUGGUCAGGCUAUACUUCCUGCUUCAAUGUCAGGUAAACACUGUCAUUGUUCUGCUUGGGGUUUAAAUCCUCUUUCUGUUGGUAUUACCUGAUAAGGAAGAAGUAGGACUAUGGUUCAUGCUCUGAACAAGGCACAGCUCGGGCGAGAUUAACAGGUUUGGCUCACUCAUUGCGCACCUCAUUGGCUCACUUGGCUUCAGCAGCGGAGAUCAGUCUGAGGAGCUGUUGCAUGUACAUUCCUCUUGCACCCACACUACCUGCCCCAGUUCAGUGGCCCAGUAAGCCAAAGGGAAGGUUUGGCUUGGGAAAAGGUGAAGUGACUUCAAACAGAGCUCCCAUCCUUUAGCCAGUCUGCCCACCUAGCUGUGAGAGGGGAAGGGAACUGGUUAAAGUUGCCCCCCACCUGAUACUCUCCCCCCCCCCCAUCUACAUCGGUUGCUUUUAGAUAUGCCGGAUGGAAGAAAGGGAAGGGCAGAGAGAACUAGAGGAGAAAGGCGGGGCAAUUAUCUUUGUUUACAAGCACUUGUUGUGGGCUGCUUAUGAAUGCAAUAUGUUUAUCCAUAGAAGAUAGAACUUGUUGGCAUGGCUUCCUGAAAAUAAAGGAUACUAUAUAUAUGACUGUUUUCCUUUAUAGCUGGAGGUGAUUUAACUGUAUCCUUGACGGAUGGUAGUUUGGCAACCCUUGAAGGAAUACAGUUACAGCUUGCUGCUAACUUGGUUGGACCAAACGUUCAAAUAUCUGGAAUAGAUCCUACCAGCAUCAACAACAUUACAUUACAAGUAUGUUUAUUCUGUAUUAUCUUUUAUAAACAAAUAAAGAGUAAGCGUUGCACAGAUAAAUGCAAAGAGACUGCUUUUGUAUAUAAACUGCUCAUGCAUAUCCUGGCUUAUUAAACCAUUGGGGGGGGCUUAGCAUUAUGUGCAAAUGUGGUGAUUGUAAAUAGAAAACAUCUCAAUAAUCUGUGCAAAUUAUCAAGCUUUGGCAAAAACUAGAUUUUAUAACUUAACUCUUGCUACCAUGGUUAGAGUUUACUUAAAACUAGCUUACUUCGAAGAUGGGGCAAUACUUUCUCUGAUAAAUUCUAUAAUAUUUUGUGGAGAGGUGUCAUCUAUUUGCAUCUCCUAUAUUCAUUUUCUUUUCAGAUUGAUCCCAGUCUUUUGCAGCAGACACUACAACAGGGUAACGUACUGACCCAGCAGCUAACUGGGGAUCCCAGUUUGGCUACUCAGAACACCUCCCUCCAGACAGCAGAUAGUUCAGUGCCAGCAAAUGUGGUAAUACAACCUUUGUCAAGCUUGUCCUUACAGCCCACUGUUACCUCUUCAGCAAAUAUGACGAUAGGACCUAUAUCUGAGCAAGAAGCUGUUUUGACUACGAACACUGCUGGUAAGCAUUGAUACAAAAGCACACACUUCCAUUUUGAAGGGUUCUGUUGCUAAAACCUCCCAGAAUUAUUCCACAUUUAAAUUUAUUUUGCUCAUCUUUUCUGUAAGUUUAUUAUAUAAAUAUUAAUUUCAAUUUUAAGAGCAAAUAUAUUAUUGCUCUUGGAAAAUGCUGAUCAACCAUGUAUUUCUAUCAAUAAAGAUUUUUUUUUUAAAAAAAAAACACAAAUUAAAUUAAAUAUGUUCCUGGUUGAGGAACAUUUAUGUAUUUUUAAUUCCCUAAUUGUUUAAAUCAUUUAAUAUAUGAUGCAUCAUUAUCCUGAAUAAAUAGGGUGAUUGGGUUCUUUUUAAAGAGUUAUUUGCAUGUAGAGUCAUGCAUAGAAGUGGCUGAGUGGGCUAACUAUUUGGAGAAAUUUUUUCAAAGGCCUCUCCUAGCCCCCCGUCUGCUAGCACCCUGAAGCAGAUGAGGCUGUAUACAGGGGCAAAAGAGAUUGACAACUACAGACAAAGGGGAGUGAGGAUUUCUACCCAUUCAGUUACUUCCAAACAAGUGCAUGGGGCUACUUGCCAAGACAUAGGAUAAUCUGCAUCGAAGUUGGGAACACCAUCUCUUCUCAAUCAUUGUGAUUCCUCCUGGAAUUGUUUAUAUUGCUUUUGUGAAUAAUUGGGCCAUGCCAGUUUAAGACCUGCUGCUGUGCCUUCUGCUUAUCUUGGAACAGGCAUCACAACAGUAAAUAUUAACAUAUUGAAGUUUUGCUGCUGAUUAUUAUUAUUAUUACCCUGUUUGUGUUUAGGUUCACAGGAUCUGUCUCAGGUCAUGACUUCACAGGGUAUGGUUUCAAAUUCAAAUGGUCAGCAUGAGAUUACAUUGACAAUAAAUAAUUCGAGUCUGAGCCAUGUUUUAGCUCAUGCCUCUGGUACAACUACUUCAAACUCAUCAGGAACCCCUCAAGAAAUUACCCUUACCAUAUCUGGCAAGUAAACGAUCCUCAUUUUGUGUGUGUAAAGUCACUCUGUUUGUCUAAUAAUAUAUGCUUAUUACUUCACAAGCCUUGGUUCAAAGAUAUCCACACACUUUGGUGUAGUGGCAUUUAGCUUCCAUAGCAUAUUAACUCUUCCUCUAUCUCCUGUUUUAACUUUAUAUAUGAAAAAAAUGCAGAAGCAAAUACAGAUCUUCAUUGGCUUAUAGAUUCAAUUUUGCAUUUAGGCCAGGAUCUUAUUCAGCAUAAUUCCUCUGGAGCUAAUGAACUGAAUGGGAAUCUACGACUUGCAACACCAACAAUCAGUAAUCAGUCAGCAGGUGCUACAUUAACAAUAAGUAAUGAUCAACUCCUCUCUCAGAGCCCGGUGCUGAAUAGUAGUUCAGGUAGGCUUUUAAUAAUUUUUUCCAAGUAAAUUGUAUUGUGGCAUCUUAUUAUAUUCUGGCUUAGCGGUUUCAGUGAAGAAAUGAGAACUGGUUUCUCAAAAACGCCUGAUUUCAUUGAAGCCCAAGUCAUACAAAUGCCUUCCCUUUUUGCUCCUUCCAUCAAUUGCAAUACAUUCUUUUAUUAGAUUUUUCCAUUAAAAAUGGCAUUGUAAGCUACUUUUAUGUUCAUAUUGUUUCAUACUGUUAUUAAAAUGCUGUUAUUUCAGCCUGCCUGAGCAAUUUCCACUUGUAAGUUAUUACAGGUGGCAACCAUUUUAGGCCCACCGAUGUGCAGGUCCUUUUGGACCCGGAAGAAGGCAGGUCCAAUGGGGGCGUGGCACAGUUAUUACCACUCCACUGAUGCGCACGGUGGCCGGGAACGGAAUCCCCACAUGAAAUGGUUGCUGCCUGUAGUGUCUACACGGAACAUGUUAUGAAAAGUGGACAGCCAUGAGUAUUCAUAAAAGCAUAGUGUUAGGCAGAUUGGUACAUUUCCCAACUAGUAAAUUAUGAUAAUUAUGUGUAGAGUUUUGACAUAUCAUACCUUUUUACAGAGCUUAAUGCAUCAAGUGGGAACCUUCCUUCAACACCCCCCAUGUCUCAGCCAGCUCAGAAUUUAGUAAUGUCAUCACCAGGAGUCGGAGGAGAUGGUAGUGUCACAUUGACCCUAGCUGAUACUCAGAGUAUGCUAUCUGCUGGUCUUGAUGCGGUGACUCUUAACAUCACAUCGCAGGUUUGUGUCACAGUUCUAGCCUAUUCCUGAUACCUGGUAUCUGCUAAUUAAUAUUCCUGCAAAUUAAUACCUGCUAUAAAACUAGGGCAAAGGAAGCCUGAAUGCAGCUUGACAAAGAAAAUAUUUGUACAGUACAAAGAUUAUGUUCCCUAAUGUAUAAUGUCAAUAUAGCUACUUUUAAAAUUUACUCUAAUACUCCUAUUGAACUUGUUUUGCCUGUGAUUUUCAGUGCUUGUUGACUUGUGGUGUUUCUGCUGCUGCAGUUGUUUGAAGAUUACACUGUCAAGUUUCAGCUCUUUUUGAGAAAUCUUCAUUGUUAAUAGUUACUAAGGCUUUCUUUGCUAAGCAUUCACCAGCUGUUUUCUCCCCUAGUUUUAUGACAUUAAUUAACACACUUGCAAUGUACCUGUGGAUUACUGAUAAGCAAAUUCUUGCUGUAAGGGUAGUUUGAAAACAGCUUCAGGUUGCUGCAGUCUGCACAAGCGUUUGUAGGAGAUGCUUUAAGUAUAGGGCAAGACCUAUUAAGUAUAUUAGAGAAGGACCUAGAAUAUAAAGUAGAAGUGGUGUUCACUUUGUAGCUUUGCUAUUCUAAAAUAAACAUAAACAUAGAGUUUACCGACAUACUUUGUAAAUAAUAGUUGGGAGAAGGAAAAUUCUGUAUAUAAUAACAGGUCAAACAGCCCAUGCAGUGAGGCAUAUCUCCCUUUAUCCAUCCCUGAAGGUCUGCAUUUCCUAGUUUAAUCCAGGCAAAGCCAAAAAUUGCCUUUAAAAGCACCCAUGACAUGCCCUAGGAAGCACUAGUGACCACCUGCCUCUUAAGGAGAGGCUCUGAGAACUGUGAUGCCCAGUCUCUUACUCCCUGGAAAUCCCUUAUCUAAACACACCUUUCCUUAUGUAUCUUUAUGUAUCCUGUGACACAAAUCCUUAGUCUCCAUACCAUACUGAAAGUAACACAUAUUUUUUCUUGUAAUGUAUACCCUUUCCUCCCUUUCCCUCCUCUUUCUCUCUGUCUCAUGUUGAGUUUUAGAUGGCUUGAUUCUUGGAGCCAUGGGCUGUGUUACUGGUUUUGUUGUUGCUAUUAUUGUGGACUCAGUGAGAUAGAUAACAGUUUACGGCAACAGCAGAUUUAAAAAGUUUCAAAGAAAAAUCUGGUGUUAUGACACAUCAACAAAUUCAUAUUUAUAGUCUUUGACUGCACAUUGCAGUUACAUUUUCUUCUAAAUGUAAUGCAUUUCACUUUUUCUUUUGGCAGGGACAACAGUUCCCUGCUUUACUGACAGAUUCUAAUCUCUCUGGACAGAGCACUUCAAGCUCCCAGCAAGUUAUACUAGUGAGUCAUACCCCACAUUCAAUACCUUCAAGCCAGGAUGAAUUAGCAUAUCAGGUAAACUUUUUAAUGUAUGUUGUUCCUUGAAUAAAGAUAAAAUAUAGGCUUAAUAUAUAUAUUGUAGAAUUUAUGUAGGUGAAGAAUUAUGUUCUCAUUUAUCUUAUCCUAAUCAAUUUAGUAUAUUAUGGAAGUUAAGUAUGGAGGUUUAAAUUUGGAGGUUUGACCUUUGCAUUUGCAAGAAGAAUUUUGAAGUUGCUUCAUAUUAACCAAAUCUUUCCUUUUGAACACUGUGAAUAUUAAAUGUGAAAUUAAGUGCACAUUCUUAUGUCUUGGAAGUCUCCAUUUUAAAGUUAGUCUAAUUCUUAAAGGUGUCUUUUUCUUCUUACAUCCCUUUUUGUUUGCAUUAUAUGCCAGUGGUGGGCACUCCGCUGUCAUAGGCCUCGUGUGGCCAUUGGCCUAAAUUUAUUUUGAGGGACGCUGCAGCCAAUGGUGUGGGACAUCCCUCACCAGCUGACGACUGGCAGGAGCAAAGACUUGUGGAAUAUGGGUCAAUUCCCUCAGUUUUUUUCCUCCUGCCUGACGCAGCAGUGCAUCAUGUAGGUAGCAUAAAAAAAGAAAGGGGGCGAACGACUGGUACUACCCACCAUUGGCUCUGGUCUUGCUCACUUCUGGUAUGCUGCCAAACACAGAUUAGUCCUAAAGGAGUAAUUGACAGGAAAAGGCAAUUACUUCAAUUACCCUGUGCUCUGCACCAUCAUUACUUUGAAUUCUUCUAAUUCUGAUGGGGAUUCACUGAAAUUCGCUUUCUUUAUUUCCCUGCCCCUUCUUUUUCUUCUUUCAGAGUCAACCUGAAAAUUAAUUUAUUAUGGUGAUGGUUAUUUGAAAAUAGUAAUUGGCUUGUGGAUCUGAUUGGGAGUGGGGCUCUAGCAGGAGCAGAGCACACCCAGGGAUCCAUUUCUUCAGAAUUUCACCACAACCAGGCACUCAUGUGCUUUCCCUGAAGGGGUUGGCAGAAUUGCUCCAUAACUUUAUUUUACUAAUAAGUUGAAAUAAAAGUUGCACGAGAUAUUUCAAUACCUAUUUCAAUUGUAAUGUGUUCUUCAAAGCAUCAUUGCAUCUGAAGAGUGAUGUUUAUCUCUUGAGUUUUAGGUGGUUUUAUUUCUCGUAAUGUGUGUAUAUUUUAUGUAACUGUUGCAGGUGAAUGAGAUUUCUCCAAGUUUAUCUAAAGGCAUUCAAGCUGAAAAAGAGCCUCGUGUGCACCAGUGUUUUGAAUGUAGUCAGACUUUUUCUUCAGCUGCCAUGCUUAUGCAGCACAGUAAAGAAGUUCAUGGAAAGGAAAGAAUCCAUGUUUGUCAUAUUUGCAAUAAAGCCUUCAAACGAGCAACACACCUUAAGGUACGAAAUAAAAUUCACAACUAAUUAUAUUGAAAACUUCAAAGAGGUCUAACUAGGCAAAGAGGUAUCCCUUUGAAAAUGGCGUUCUUAUUUAUUUUUAUUGUGACCAUCUACUGCUCCUGCCAACCUAGCAGUUCGAAAGCACGUCAAAGUGCUUCCUCUGGCAGGAAGAUAAACGGCGUUUCCGUGCGCUGCUCUGAUUCACCAGAAGCAGCUUAGUCAUGCUGGCCACAUGACCCGGAAGCUGUCUGCGGACAAACGGCGGCUCCCUCGGUCAGUAAAGCGAGAUGAGUGCCGCAACCCCAGAGUCGUCUGCCCGUUGGGUCCCUUUACCUUUACCGCUUCACUGUGGGUAUAUUUUGGUGAAAACAGUUCUGUUCCUAUUAAGAAACUUUGAUAAGAGUUAAAAGAUUCUUUAUAAACUUUCUUCCAUUUAAUAACAAGUAGGGAUGCUUUCAAAAUUAUGUCUGGAUGUUGGGGUUCCAAUAGUAUUUCCUCUGAUGCAUUAGAAUUCUUCCAUUUUUUUAAUAUCUGGGCUGUUUUUCAACCUCCUGCCUUCUGGCUGGUUAAUGGGAUCAGAGUGUGCUUUCCUGCUUGUCUGUAGUCCCAGGGCAACUGGCAGUUGGAGCAAAGUAUUCUUUAGCUAGUUAUCUUCUUGGAGCUACUUUUUCUCUGGCAAAUGGAUGGGGCCAAUUUGCUGCUCCAGCUGGUAUGAUAUUCUUCCUGUGUGGCAGAGAGUGCAAACUCCCAAAUGCCCUUAUCUUAAAAAAGCAGUUGGUUACCUCUGUCUUGAUGGUUAAGAGGCUCACCUGGACCAUCCUUUUUAUGAAAACGUCUGUUUAACUGUUUUAGUGCAGUUGAUUCUGCUUGUUUCUUUUUCCAUUUAGCAUUGCAUAUGUUUUUAAUACGAAUCACAUUGUCUGUCAUUUUUGGGUCAGGAAGCAAAAUUACAAUCUAAUCCUAUAGCAUGCAAAAUCUGUAUUCUGGUUCUUUGCAGGUACAGAAGGAAAAAUAAGUUUUGAUUCUGAUUUCUAGGCUUCGUUCAGACAUAAUGGAAAGCUGUUACACCUGAACUGAGCCAUAUUGGCUUAUGUGGGUGUGGGCUUCUUUACUGGGAAAGAAAUCUGGAAUUUGGAGAAAUGCUGCUUUUGUUUUUAACAUUCUGCUGAAACUGUGAAGUUGCAAAUGGUUGUGCUUUGUGUUUUUCUUCUAAAUUUAAAAUUAUUUUUAAUUCAAUAAGGUCUUGUACUUGUUAAGGAAUUUGUUAUUUGCAUUCUUUAUAAAAUAGAUUGAAUUUGGCCAUUGCUGGCUUCAGAUUUUGUAGGUCUUGACCAGGCAUAGGCAAACUUGGCCUUCCAGAUGUUUUGAGACUACAAUUCCCAAUAUCCCUGACGACUGGUUCUGUUAGCCAAGGAUGAUGGGAGUUGUAGUCCUAAAACAUCUGGAGGGCCGAGUUUGCCUAUGCCUGGUGUUGACAAAAGGAUGUGUGAGCAACUUAGCACUCAUUAUUAUUUUUCUUACCUAAACAUGUUCUAUGUAUUUCUUCUUUGUUUUGAAUUAGGAGCAUUUGCAGACUCACCAGGCAGGACCAUCAUUAAGUUCUCAAAAGCCAAGGGUAUUUAAAUGCGAUACCUGUGAAAAAGCCUUUGCUAAGCCGAGCCAGCUGGAAAGGCAUAGCCGCAUUCAUACAGGUAAGAAAUUAUCAGUACAGGUGGCUAGCCACAAGCUGUUCAAUUUAACAAACGGUUAAGUAAAUUGUAAACAACUUAAUCCAAUAGCUGUGAUCCUACCCAUCCUCACCAUUGCAUUAGCAGCAGAAUCUGGGACAAUAGGAAGUGAGAGGCAGCAAUCAGAGUGCCUGGGCUGUUUAUUGGUUUAAUUUGUUUAUUAAAUUUCUAUACCACCCUUCAUCCAAGGAUCACAGGAUGGUUUACAACAGUGGUGGCCAAACUUGGCCCUCCAGCUGUUUUUGGACUACAACUCCCAUCAUCCCUAGCUAACAAGACCAGUGGUCGGGGUGAUGGGAACUGUAUUCCCAAAACAGCUGGAGGGCCAAUUUUUGCCACCACUGGUUUACAAUAUAAAAUCGCAAAUAUGCGUAACAUAGUAGCAAGCAAGCAAGCACACACACACACACACACACACACACACACACACAGUUUAAAAGGCCAUAGAUUGUUUAACUAGCCCAAAGCUUGGGAUGUUUUUGUAUAGUGUGUAAAGAUAUGUAACAAAGGCACCAGGUCGGCCUCCCUGGGUGAUCCAUACUGUGGAAGUUGGAGGACUUUUAGGAGUAAUGCAGCAACUGAAACUUUUACCUGUUUAACCUUAUGCUUUAUGCUAUCUUUACACGCCAUGCCCAAAGAAGGAACAGCAUAGUUCAAAAGGAAGAAAGGAGUUCAGCAAAGUUAACUGAGCAUCUCUGUUCAAGAGUAAAUUAGCAGUGUUUGAGCUAUUCCGCUUCUCUGGGCCUUUUCCUAACAGCGCACAGAUCUCAGAGUCAGGUGCUCCGUUAUUUCAGCCCAAUGCAUAGGAGCUAAAUAGUUCCUUGUCUUGACCAGGUUUGAGUGAGAACGGUCCCUUAAAUGGUGAUCAUAGCCAGUUCAAGUAAAACUAGUGUAUUUGUGAAGUUUAAGGAGUUUUACUCCACUUUGCAUCACUUUGCAGUUAAUGUUCUAAAAGUGUCUUGUUUAUUAAAGGAGAACGACCGUUUCAGUGCACGUUGUGUGAGAAGGCUUUUAACCAGAAGAGUGCUUUGCAAGUUCAUAUGAAAAAACACACAGGAGAAAGACCGUACAAAUGUGAUUAUUGUGCAAUGGGAUUUACCCAGAAAAGCAAUAUGAAGCUUCAUAUGAAACGAGCACAUGGCUAUUCUGGUAUGUAAAAUUUGCCAAGUGAAAAUUUUAUAUAGAAUACUGUAGGGCUUAAACCAGCCCUGGCAUUUGUGGUACAAUAUUCUCAAGUUUCAACAUUACUCGUUUAUUUGGACAGCAUUGAGUGCUGGGAGCUUAUUUUACUUUUUCCUUCUUUUUAAAUCUCAGCCCCUGCUCUCAUUCUCCAGGCCAGGGCUGGAGAAAAUGUCAUUUUUGUCAGCCCAUGUCCCCUGUCACUCACCUAACCUCAUGAAACUUUGGGUGUAGGACAUAUAUUGCUGUGGCAGGCCAGACAAAAGUGGAUUCUCACCCUUGCUGUAGGCAUUCAAAAGUACAUAAUGUACUGCAAGGCUUAUGUGUAUGAAUGUGUUGCUGUUUGUACUGAAUAGUAACAUUUUUCUUUCUUUCCUAAACUGUACAGAGUUAUAGUCUACAAUUACUCAGUUUAUUUAUUUCAUAAAUUUAUGUACUGCUUGAUAGUAGGAAAACAUCAAAGCGGUUGACAAAAAUGAUAAAUCAAUAAAAUUUAAAAUAUCGGUUAGAAAGCUUGAUGCAACUUCAUAGGUUCUUUUUUUGCCCAACAGUUUCUUCUAAAGGAAUAAUUCUUUCCUAGAUGUAUGUAGGAGCCAUAUCAAAGCAAGGAAGUUCUUAGUGAUAAUUCUCUUGCUAUUUCACUGUGCCAUUCCUGAAGGCAAUAUAAACUGGUUUGAAGAUCAUGCUUAACCAUAGUUCUGUGUGAAGUCAAUGAGCCUUGAGCUCUUGCUUUCUCCCCUUCCCUUUUUUAUUUUUCUUUUUUUUCUGGCACUGUUUGUUGGAUCAGACAAGACAACAAGUUGCACUUAGGCUAAACUGGAAGUGAAAAGCUGUUAAACACAUGUGAGGGUGGAGGGCAUGAGUCUGAGCCUCACUCUGGGUUCAUUUACAUUAAGCUGAACUUUUGCUUUCUGUGAAGCAUGUAAUGGAAUAUAUAUAGUAAUUUUAGGUUGCUGUAUAGAUGAUAGUUUCUUCCCAUGAUUCAGUGACUUCUUGCAUCAAUAAAUGCACUCCAUUGCCCUCAUGGACUGCCUCAUUAAUUCAAAUGGACAGAAUAGAUUAAGCAUUCACGUGCCUUAAUGUGAAUACAUUUGCUCUGUCCAUUGAAAGGAACAGUCAGCCCACAGAUGAGCACUUCCAUCCAUAGCACUGUACCAACAUUAUUACUUUCAAAGGAUGUAAACAGUACUCUUUAAUAGGUAAAUAUUACAUGAAGCGUGGCUGGAUUUAGUUUGCUUUUCCACCAAAUAAAUCUUACACAUUUCUUAUUGGAUGUUUAGUCAAGCAGCGCUUAAAUGUAACUCUUCUGUAUUUUCACUAGAUCUCUUAGCAUUAUUUCUCUUCCUUGUUAUGGUAGGCACAAUACAAGAAUCUACCAGUCAUCAAGGACAGGAAGGUGAAGACAUUAAUCGUGCUCUGAAUUUGGAAGAGGUUGUUCAAGAAUCUUCAAAUGAAUGGACCAAUAUUUUUUGAUGACAACCAAGGUGAAAGCUCAAAAUGCUUUCAGGACUAGAAUUUUUAUAAAGAUAGUCACCUAUGGAUUUUUACUAUUAAAACUGAACAUAUUAAAAAUAAUAAGAUAAUAUAACUUUUUAAAUUUUACAAAACUACCAAAAGAAUGAUUGUCUUUUGUAAGCUUGUAGGAUAUUGAAGAAACACCAGAUACACUUUGCUAUCUUGACUACAAUCAAUGAUCUCAGGUACAUGGAGUUUGCUCAUCUUUUGAAUCCCAUCAUACGUGUAUUCAUGUAAAAAAAACAAAAGACACACGCCCAGAUCUUGGUAUCAAUGAACGUUGAUUAGAAGGUAGACAGCAUGGAAGUUCUGGCAAUCAUGAGGAUGUCCUGACUGCUUAAAAUUAAUUGGAAGAAAGAGUAUCUCAAAGUUAGAUGCAUGCAGUAGAGAAUUCAUAUUACAAUACGGCAUUAAAUGUCUGGUAUUACUUUAGUUCAUUAAUUGGUAUUACAUUAUGGUGCUGGUGUUGCUGACAUGUCAGAAAGUGAUGGACCAUAUUCAUUUUAUUAAAGCUAUUUUAAAAAUUAAUUUCUUAAUUGUACAUGUUUAGCUUCACAUUCAGCAAUAAUUAUUCAAAGAAAAUGUAACUAAUAAUAGAAUCUCCUUGAAGUGAACAACAAAUGCACAUAUUUCCUGUGUUAGGUCUUAAUGCUCAGAAGUGUUAGCUUGAUAACUAUGAAAAACAUAAGCCAUAAGUUAAAAAUAAUAGGGCAUACUACCAUGCCUUGUCUUGAGCAAACCAAGUGAGCUGUAGCACAAGUUGUAUCAGCAAAUGCAGAUUGGUUUCUGACAGUCCCCAAUUAAUAUAACCUGAUUUUGUUGACAUUUGAUUAAAAAUAAAAAUAAAACUACCUAGGCUUUUCAGUAAUGUUCUGAAAAGCCCCAUUUACUUAGAAAAGGUAAUAUAUCUAAAGAAACACUGGAAUAAAGCAUUUUCUGUUUUAAGACAUUCCAAAGACAGAAGGAUUUUGCUUAAUUUUACUUUAAAUUUUUGAAUUUCUUUAUAUGUUAUAUAUAUGUGUGCGUAUGUAUAUAUACAGAUAAUUAAGCCUCUAUGUGGCUGUUGAGUAUAUUUUGUAAAUAACAAAAAUCCCAGUUACAGGAAGUGCUCAUAAAGUUUUCAACUUUAAGUGACCACUUCAAAAUCAGUAUUGAUUCAUUUUAUUGUAAUGUAGACAUGUUAUACCUUUCUGAAGAAUAAUUGCUUUUUAUUUGCCCUCAGUUCCAGAAAGAAGAUAUAUGUACAUAUAAUUUAUACUUGUGUAUUAUACGACUAGUUCUUUCUAUUUCCUGAAUGGGAAAAAUCACUGCUUUUUGAUAGGACAUCUCAUAAUUGUUUUGUUAACUAUGGACAUAUGUAUAUAAGUGAUAUAGCUGGUGACUUGAAAAUAACACUUUGUUAUGUGGAAAUAUUUAAGUCAGACAUAUUUUAAAUAAUAUUAAUUUUUUCCA